AUGAACCGACAACAACAACAACAACAGCAACAACAACAGAUUACCACCACCACCACCUCCUCGUUGUCAAACACGGGACAGAGGAGCGUGAACCGUACCGAACAACAUGUCACGAGACAAAUAACGCAGACCACACAGAGACAAGUUCACGAAGGGUUUAUUGUACAGCAGUCUACUCCAAAAUUUGGAAAUGACGCUGCUCCGCCAGUAUUUGAACAGAUUUUCAAAAAUGCCAGAUUCGCUCAGGGCGGAAAUGCCGUUUUUGAAGGAAAGGUUACCGGUAUUCCAAAACCUUUUGUCUCAUGGACCAGGAAAGGCGCUCCACUAUUGGAGUCAAACAAAUACAAGAUGACGUAUGAUCAACAAACAGGGAAUGUUGUUCUUACGAUCAAUCAAAUCGGUCCAGGAGAUGAAGGCGAAUACACAUGUUCGGCGCGCAAUCAAUACGGAGAAGCAAUUUGUUCUGUUUUCAUUCAACCAGAAGGUCAUACAGUUCAAAUACCUCAAGGCACGUAUGGUUCGCAGCGAGUGCAACAGACACAGAAUACGCUGUAUACAAACAAUUAUUCAAACAUCGACGAAGAUUUCAAAGUCGAUACUUUCGAAUAUCGUUUACUUCGUGAAGUGUCCUUCAGGCAGUCCGUCACCAAAAGGUAUCUGGGUGAAGAGGACGUCAAGUUUACAAGCAGCGCACACCAAGGCCCGGUCGUAGCACCUCAAGUGCUCCAGAAACCGCGUAACUCAAAAUUAGUAGAAGGAUCGAACGCUACUUUUACUGUAAAAGUGUCAACAGCUAAGGAUACUAGGUUGACUUGGUUUAAGAACGGCCAGAGACUCGUAAACGGACCAAAACACCAGAUCAAUUUCACUAAUCAAGUCGCUACACUUUCCAUACCACAAGUUUGUUGUGAGGAUUCUGGACAUUACACUCUGCUUGUAGAAAACCCACAAGGCUGUGUAGUAUCUUCUGCAUAUCUUGCCAUAGAACCGACGUCGAUAGCAUAUGACAGAACAGAAGACAAGGAGAAUGUAAUAACUAAGACUCACAACAAACUCGAGUCGAUAGAAGUGGUUGAGGGCAAGAUGUUAGCACCAAACUUUGUGCGUGUAUGUGGAGAUCGUGACGUGACCGAAGGGAAAUUGACACGUUUCGAUGUUCGCGUCACGGGCAAACCGUAUCCCGAAGUCUCGUGGUAUAUAAAUGGUCAGCAAAUUAAGGACGACGCAACGCACAAGAUACUGGUUAACGAAUCUGGUGACCACGGUUUGAUGAUAACUAACGUGUCCCAAGCCGACGCAGGUCAAGUGGUUUGUGUUGCAAGAAGUAAAUCUGGAGAAACUUCUUUCCAAUGUAAUUUGGGAGUUGUUGAAAAAGAACUUGUCGUUUCUCCUAAGUUUGUACAACGUUUUACACCUUUAAAUAUAAACGAAGGAGAAACAGUUACGCUGAGUGUCAGAGCUGUUGGAACCCCAGUACCAAGAAUAACAUGGCAAAAAGAUGGCGUAAACAUCAGCGAACAACCAGGAAUGGUAUCUGUAUGGACCGAAGGUGGUGGUUCAGUAUUAGAAAUAGCAAGAGCUUCUACAACAGACGCAGGUUGGUAUCAAUGUACAGCUCAAAACACAGCUGGAUCGACCGCCACACGGGCUCGACUAAAUAUUAUAAGGAAGCCUCGCCCUGAAGAUUUUUCAGAAGACCGACGUCUUAGGUUGCCAAAACCAACACGAGUAAUCGAACCUGAGCCUGAGCCAGAACCAGAAGUUGUUUUUCUAAAACAUGUCGAGAGGGCAAAAUACCAUACUCCUCGACCGGAAGAAGACAAGAUUUAUCCACCUCCAAGGUUCAUUGUUCCGCUUGCGAACAUAUCUCAACAGGAAGAUGGUCGAAUUCAUUUUGAGGCUAGAAUUGAACCCAUUGGAGAUCCAACCAUGGUGGCUGAGUGGUUUGUAAAUGGUUAUCCAUUACAAGCAAGUUCUAGAGCUAUGACUUUACUAAAUUAUGGUUUCAUAGCUUUGGAUUUGUUGGGCAUUAUAUCAGAUGAUGCUGGAGAAUACACAUGUAGAGUAACUAGUAGCUCGGGAACAGCUCAAUCUUCUGCUGUUCUCAAAGUUGAAGGGAAAGAUGAAAUUGAUAAAUCAAGUCAAUAUCCAGACAGUUUAAAAUAUAUUGAACAAUUGGAAGAUUAUUCCAAAUAUCAAAGAAGUGAUAGUUACGAUGAAGUUCAGCCAUUACCACCCACUUUAGUUAAAUCAUUACAUGAUAUGGGUAAUUUACAAGAAGGUAGAAAUGCACAUUUCGAAGCUCAGCUUAAUCCAGUCAGUGAUCCAACAAUGAAAGUAGAGUGGUAUAAAGAUGGAAAACCUAUUACAGCAAGUUCGAGAAUAACAACAAUAUUUAAUUUUGGUUACGUAUCGUUGAAUAUUAUGCAUCUUCGUGCAGAAGACAGCGGAGAAUAUACUUUAAGAGCAAUAAACCGAUGGGGAGAAAUUAUCAGCACAUCAACAUUAAAUGUUAUUGCUCAUAGCAGUAUUACAGGGGAUUUAGGCUACCCAGAACAGCAGAGGUAUAUUGAUCAAACUGAGGCUUUAGAACAAUCUUACCUACAACAAAAAAAUCAGGAAUAUAAAAUAAGUGCACCAGAAAGUGUUGCACCACCACAAUUUAAAACACCAAUUAAAGAUCAACAAAACAUUAAAGAAGGCGGUUUCGCUCAUUUUGAAGCAAGAUUAGAACCAUUAGGAGACUCGACACUUCAAGUAGAAUGGUUAAAGGAUGGUAAACCAGUUGAAGCUAGUUCAAGAAUGACUGUAUUCUUCAACUUUGGAUAUGUUGCAUUAACAAUAAAAUAUGUAACUGUCUUUGAUAUCGGAACAUAUACUUGCAGAGCUUAUAAUAAUUUAGGAGAUGCUUCGACAUCUGCUACAUUGACUGUGCUAACUAGAAAAGAUGUAGUACAAGAUAGCCAACACCCUGGAGGUCUUGAACGAUUCCAAUAUUUGGAAGAUUCAAGAAAGAAUAAACGAAAGGCAGAAGAAGAAACAGUUGUUACACAAAAACCUAGAUUCCUUGGACCAUUAAAAGGAACAAAUAAAAUUGCUGAAGGGCAAAGAGCUCAUUUUGAAGUACGAGUAGAACCUCAAAAUGAUGUGACCAUGAAGAUUGAAUGGUAUUUCAAUGGAAGAGUAAUAAUGAGCGCUAAUAGAAUUCAAACAUAUCAUGAUUUUGGUUAUGUGGCUUUGGAUAUUCUUGGUGUAAGAGCCGAAGAUAGUGGUACAUAUGUAGUUGUUGCAAGGAAUGCAUUAGGAGAGGCUCAGCUGUCAUCAACAAUGCAAGUUGAAGUUCGUUCAAAUAUUGAUACAUCUACUAUGCAUCGUGGAGUUGUAGAAAAAGCUCCUUAUCUUGAAUCUAAAAAAUUCACUGAACCUCAGUAUGAUAUUGAGGAAAUUUCUAAGUCGAGACCUAUAUUUAUACAACCAUUAAGCGACCCUGCACCAUUGAAUGAGGGUAAAAAUGUUCAUUUGGAAUGCCGUCUUGAGCCUAUGGGUGAUCCUACAAUGAGAGUCGAAUGGUUCCAAAAUGGAAAACCUGUAACUGUUGGUUCAAGGUUCCGUACGUAUUAUGAUUUUGGAUAUGUUGCUUUGGAUAUCAUACAUGUCACAUCGAUCGACUCUGGUGAAUACACUGUGAGAGCUACAAACCAUUUAGGAUCAGCUCAUACAUCUGCAUGUGUCAAUGUAUUAUGCCGAUCAGAUAUUUUAACUGAAAGUCAAAAUGAGUAUGCAUUAGAGCAGAUACAAAUGCUUAGAAGAUGCUUCCAGAUAUCAAAAAAUGACAACCGAAGAAGAAAAUUAAAACCGGUUGGAGAUCCAACUAUGAAAAUCGAUUGGCUGGUCAACGGACGUCCAGUAAAAACAGGACAUAGGUUCCGCCCUGCCUAUGAUUUUGAUUAUGUAGCAUUGGAUUUAUUAAGUGUAUAUCCUGAAGAUUCUGGAGUGUAUACUUGCCAAGCUAGAAAUGAAAUGGGGGAAGCUGUUACCUCCAGCUCAGUGAAAGUGAUUGCUAAACAGAAUUUAAUAUUAGAUUCACAACAUCCACAUGGUCUGGAAAAAAUACAAUAUCUAGAAGAUUCAGCGAGAUACAAAAAGGCUGAAAUGAUUGAAGAGUCUGUUAAAAUAAAACCUCGUUUUUUGUCCAAACCAAAGAAUGUGGAGAAUUUAAAAGAAGGACAGCAUGCUCAUUUUGAAUGUAAAUUAGAACCAGUCACUGAUUCUAACCUAGAAGUCCAGUGGUUUAAAAAUGGAAAACCAAUUAUUAUUGGCCAUCGCUUUAGACCCAUCCAUGAUUUCGGGUAUGUGGCCUUAGAUAUCAUAGAUGUCAUUGAAGAAGACAGUGGAACUUAUACUUGCCGGGCUGUUAAUUUACUUGGCGUCGAUGAAACAAAUGUUCAUCUAACCUGCAGAAGUUCGUCAGGUAUUGUAACAGAUACUCAAAACGAAAUGGGUCUUGAACAAAUUCAGUAUCUUGAAGAAAAAUCUAGGUACAACCGAAGAGAAGAUAUUGAAGAAACAACCACUCAGGCUCCAAUUUUCACUACUUCGUUGAAGCAUUGCGAUAUUAAAGAAGGCCAACGAGCUCAUUUUGAAUGUAGAUUAAUUCCAGUAUCUGAUAAUACCAUGAAAGUUGAAUGGUUCCAUAAUAAUGUCCCAAUUAAAUUUGGAUCUCGAUUUACUGAAACUAAUAACUUUGGAUUUGUUGCAUUGGAUAUUCUUCAAUGUUUGCCUGAAGAUUCUGGCACAUAUACAUGCCGUGCAACUAAUUGGCUAGGACAGUCUAUUACAUCAGGAAAUCUCAAUGUUCAAUCGAGAAAGUCAAUUUAUUUGGAAUCUCAACACGAAGAUGCAUUAGAGGAUGCAGUAACACAAGCUCCAGUAUUUACUCAACCUAUGAGAGAUAGUACAUUGAUUGAAAGUCAGCCUGCUCAUUUUGAAGCAAGAUUAAUACCAGUGGGUGACGACAAAUUAAAAGUAGAAUGGUUAAGAAAUGGAAUUCCUAUUCAAGCAUCUAAUCGUGUAUCAACAAUGCAUGAUUUUGGUUACGUCGCUCUUAAUCUUAAAUAUGACAAGCAGUCACCUCUAGCCACACUGAAUGUGCAUUCUAAAGCUUCUCUUCAAUUGGAAAGUCAACACGAAGCAGCAUUAGAUAAAUUAAGACAGCUUGAAGAUUCUAACAGAUACAAGCGUACAGAACAAAAAGAAGUAGAAGUUACUGAGGCACCUAAGUUUAUUGUGCCAUUAAAUGGAACUGAAAGUUUAAUUGAAGGUCAAAGUGCUCAUUAUGAAUGUCGUAUAGAGCCUUAUCCUGAUCAUACGCUGCAAUUAGAAUGGUUACACAAUGGAAAACCAUUACAAACAGGACAUAGAUUUAGAACAACUUAUGAUUUUGGUUUUGCGUCAUUAGAUGUUUUAUCUGCUUUACCAGAAGAUUCGGGAGAAUAUACUUGCAGGGCAAUUAAUAAACUUGGUAGGGCCGAGUCAUCAGUUAAGCUAGGAGUUCAAUCUCGAGCAUCAAUUAUUAGUGAUACUCAACACCAAGGAGCUUUGAACAAAAUACAGUAUCUGGAAGACGACUCUAGAUUUAAAAGAGCAGCUGCUGAAGACGUUUUAAUGACAGAGAAACCACAAUUUGGCCGACCUCUUAAGAACAUAGAACAUCUUCCAGAGGGGCGUAGUGUACAUCUUGAAGCUACCUUAAUUCCAGUUAAUGACCCAACUAUGAAGGUUGAGUGGUAUAGAAACGGAAUACCAAUUCCUCAAGGCCACAGAUUUAAGACAGUUUAUGAUUUUGGAUUUGUUGCUUUGGAUGUACUUUAUGCUUAUCCUGAAGAUUCAGGUACAUACAUGUGCAAAGCCAAAAAUGCUGCCGGAGAAGCAGUUACGACUUGCAUUGUAACAGUCGAUUCUAAAUCUGGUCUUCAGUUAGACACUUUGGAUGAAGAUAGAUUGAAAAAGAUUAAACAACUUGAAGCUUAUGAAAGACCUACAGCUCAAGAAGCUGUAUUUGAACUUCAAAAACCAGUAUUCCUUACACCUCUUAAUAGCCUUGAAUUAUUGAAAGAAGGAGAACAUGCUCAUUUAGAAACUCGAAUUGAACCAAUUAAUGAUGCUGAUUUGAAAAUAGAAUGGUUCGUUAAUGGAGUUGCAAUCAAAACAGGUCAUCGUUUUAAGACUACACAUGAUUUUGGAUAUGUUGCAUUGGAUAUUUUGUAUGCAUAUGCUGAAGAUUCUGGCACUUACAUGUGUAAAGCCACCAAUAAAAAAGGAGAAGCAGUAAAUACCUGUCAAAUAAAUGUUGCCUCUCGUAGAAGUAUCUACUUAGAAACGCAGCAUCCUGAUGGUUUAGAAAAGAUUCGUGAACUUGAAGCGCAAGGACGCCCAGCAAAACUUGAAAUCAAUGAGCCUCCGCCAACAGCACCAACAUUAACCGAUCUAUGGGGCACUACUGAGGUAGCUGAAGGAAAAACAGCCCACUUUGAGUGUCAAGUAAAACCUGUCCACGAUUCUAAAUUGAAAGUUGAAUUCUUCCAUAAUGACAAACCCCUCGGAUCUGCUUCUCGUUUCCAUACUACAUAUGACUUUGGUUACAUAUCUUUAGAUAUUGGCCAUGUUGUUCCUGAAGAUGCUGGAAAGUACACUGUUAAAGCUACCAAUGAAUUGGGUCAAGCUACUUCAAAUAUUAAUUUAUUAGUUCAAGGAGGUGGAAGUAUAAUUUUGGACUCUCAAAGACCUGAAGGAUUAGAAAAAAUAAAAGAGUUAGAAAUGGCUGUACCUUUCAAACGUGCAGAUUAUUCAGAACCUAUAUCAAAACAAAGGCCAAUGUUCACACAACCUUUACAAAAUAUUGACAGCAUAAAUGAAGGACAAACAGCUCACUUUGAAUGUCGUCUUAUCCCAAUUGGUGAUUCGUCGAUGACUGUCGAAUGGUUUAGAAAUGAAAAACCAUUAGAAACAAGUUCAAGGAUUACAAAAACAUAUGACUUUGGUUAUAUAUCUUUAGAUAUUUCUCAUGUAAGAGAUGAAGAUAAUGGGGUAUAUAGUUGUAAAGCAACAAAUGCUCUUGGUGAGGCGGUUUCAACAGCCUCUAUGAGAGUUAGAACAAAAUCUGAUAUUCAGUUGGAGAGUCAACAUCCAGAAGGUCUUAAAAAAAUUGUUGAAUUAGAACGUGGUCAAGAGCCGUUGAAGAGAGAGGAGGCAGAGAGAUUAUAUGAGAAACCGAUUUUCACACAACUUCUUACAGGCCCUUCAGAGCUUAUUGAGGGUCAACAUGCUCAUUUUGAGUGUAGAGUUGUACCAGUAGGUGAUCCAACAUUACGUUUUGAAUGGUAUGUUAAUGGAGUCGAAUUAAAAAUGGGUUCAAGAUUCCAAGUAACAAAUGAUUUUGGCUUUGUUACAUUGGACAUCAGCUCAACUGUCGCAGAAGAUUCUGGAGUUUAUACAUGCAAAGCAAUUAACAGGGCUGGAGAAGCUGUUUCUUCCACUUCAAUGAAAAUAAAACAUCGCUCAUCAAUUAUUCAUGAACCAAUACAACCUGAUGCAUGGGAAAAAAUCCAGCUUAAAGAAGCAGAAAUGAAUAAAGUUCCUGAAAUGUUUAUUGACACAAGACCACAACAAGCACCUGUUUUUACGUCACAUUUGCAAAAUCAAGACCAUCUAGCUGAAGGCCAGCAUGUUCAUUUAGAAGCUCAAGUAGAACCUAGAGCAGAUCCUAAUCUUCGAAUUGAAUGGUUCAAAAAUGGAGUCGCUUUAACCACUGGUUCAAGAAUACGCAGCACUUUUGAUUUUGGUUUGGUCACAUUAGCAAUAAAUAGUUUGAGACCAGAUGAUUCAGCUAUCUAUACAUGCAAAGCAUCAAACCUUUUGGGUGAAGCUGUUUCAACUUGUACAUUAAAAAUAUCUGAUAGCCAUUGGUUAUUAAGUAACACUUUACACCCCGAAUCACUAUCAAAAAUUGAAGAUUUGGAAAAACCACAUGCUGGACAAGUUGAAGGCCCAGAACCAGUUUUUGAAAGUCCUGUUUUCAUUUCUCAUCUCAAUAACUGGGAAUGUAAAGAAGGAAGUGAUGUUCAUUUUGAAUGUCAAGUAGAACCUUCCAAAGAUCCAACUUUGAAAAUUGAUUGGUUUGUAAAUGGAAAACCACUUCAAAGUGCAGCACGAUUCAAGUCUGCCUAUGAUUUUGGUUUUGUGACAUUAGAUAUACAUCAUGCCUACUCAGAAGAUUCUGGGAUAUAUACUUGCAAAGCUAGUAAUAGUAAAGGUCAAGCUGUAACAACUGGAACAUUAAAAUGUACAGGUCUCCAAGGCAUUCAUUUAGACACACAACAUCCACAAGGCAAAACUGGAUUAGAAAAGGUACAAAAAGUAGAAGAUAAUUUAGCUUCUAAAUAUCAACGUCAAGCAUCUUUGCCUGAUGCUGCUUUCCCAAAACCAAUAUUUGUUGUACCCCUUGAAGCUGAAUUCAUAUUAGCCGAAAGUAAACCACUGCAUUUGGAGGCUCAAGUUGAACCCAAGAAUGACCCCAAUCUCAAAAUUGAAUGGUACUUUAAUGGAAAAGUACUUGAUUUAGGAUCACGUUUUAAGACAAAUAAUGAUUUUGGUUUUAUAAGUUUGGAUUUAACUGAUGUGUAUGAACGAGAUCAAGGAGUUUAUACCUGCAAAGCAUAUAACCAUUCUGGAGAAACAUAUACAUCAACAACUGUGUAUUGCAGUAGCAACAAAGGAUUAAUUGAACAUACUCAACACCCGAAAGGAGAAGAAGGCUUGGAAAAAAUUCAAAGCUUAGAAGAAUCUCUACAAAGGCAAAAACAAGGAAUUACGGAUAAAGAGACUGGGCAUGCACCUGUUUUCACUUCACAAUUCAAAGACCUUGGUUUCUUAAGUGAAGGUGAAAUUGCUCAUUAUGAAGCUUCAUUAACACCUGUUGGUGAUCAGAAAAUGGUUGUUGAAUGGUUCUACAAUGGAAAUGCCAUCGAAGCUAGUCACCGUAUUCGUACAAUUUAUGCAUUUGGAAUGGUUGUUCUUGAAAUUCUUGGUACUAAAAUAGCUGAUACAGGAACAUACACUUGUAAAGCAACAAAUGAUUAUGGAUCUGCAGAGAUGAGUGUGACACUAGAAUGUGUAGAAAGAAUAACUGGUCAAAAACCAAAAUUCACAUCCCAAAUUCAGACUCUUGUUGGCUUAAAGGAUGGAGAUUCUGCACAUUUUGAAUGCACAUUAAUACCUGUCAAUGACCCAGAUUUAAAAGUAGAAUGGUUCCACAAUGGUCAACCGUUAUUACACAAAAAUCGCGUUAAAAUGAUUUCCGAUUUUGGAUUUGUUGUCAUGGAUAUAGCAUAUAUACAGAAUCACGAUUCUGGAGAAUAUGUGUGUAAAGCAAGCAAUAAGUAUGGUGAAGAUAUAACUAAAGCCACUAUCCAAUACUCUGGAAAAGGUGGUGUGUAUUUAGAUUCACUGCAACCUACUUCCUUAGCUAGAAUUCGUGAGUUAGAAAACGCAACAGGUCAACCAAGUGGAUUUGCAUCAUCUCCGGUAUUAGAAGCUCCUAAAUUCACAACUCAAUUGGUUGACAUAACAAAUUUGAAAGAAGGGCAAAGUGCUCACUUUGAAGCUCGAGUUACACCAGUGAACGAUCCAAAUCUUGUUGUUGAAUGGUAUUUCAACGGUGAAAAGCUACAACAUGGUCAUAGGUUUAGAACAUUCCAUGAUUUUGGUAUAGUAAUAUUGGAUAUACUGUAUUGCUAUGAAGAGAAUUCUGGAGUAUAUGAGUGUAGAGCAUUCAAUAAAGCAGGAACUGAUACUACUAAGGCAAAUCUUCGUUGUUCCUCCAAAACCAAUUUAAUCUUAGAUUCUCAACUGCCUCGUGGAAUGGAAGGAGGAUUAGAAAAAAUACAAACUCUUGAAGAUUUAACUCUCAGAGUUAAAGAUGAAAGAGUAUCUGUGGAAAAUCGCCAAGCUCCAAUGUUUACUGAACCAUUAUCCAAUAUUGAUAGUCUACGAGAAGGUGAAAGUGCACAUUUUGAAGGUCGCCUGACACCUGUUGAUGAUCCUAACUUAAAGGUGGAAUGGUUCUGGAAUGGAAAACCAUUAAAAGCUGGUUCUAGAUUUAGGACUUUCUGUGAGUUUGGUUUCGUUAUAUUGGAAAUAUCCCCAGUAUAUCCCGAAGAUUCUGGAGAAUAUUCAUGCCGAGCUUCCAAUCAUUAUGGUGAAGCUGUCACUACAGCCAGCAUGAAAGUUCAAGGAAAGAGAAGUAUCAUAUUUGAAUCACAGCUUCCAAAAGGAAUGGACACUACUAUUGAUAGAAUUGCAGAGCUUGAAGGUCUUGGAAAAUCAAGGGCAACUAUUGAAACUGAAGAUGAACUGGGAAGAGCACCAGAAUUUAUUACAACUCCAGCUGAUCUUAGUUUGUCAGAAAAUUCAUUGGCUCAUUUUGAAUGCAGGCUUGUACCAUCCAAUGAUGCAAGCAUGACAGUUACUUGGUUCCAUAAUGGCAAAGUAUUAUCGGCCGGAUCACGUAUAAAAACAAUCAAUGAUUUUGGAUUUGUUAUCCUUGAAGUAGCUGGUGUUUAUAUUAGAGAUUCUGGUCUAUAUACUUGCAAGGCUACCAAUAAACAUGGAGAAGCAACAGUAUCAUGUAAGUUACAAGUAAAAGGCCGGCAAGGUAUAGUUUUAGAACCUCAAUUGCCUAAUACAUUCAGAUCUGGUACAAAAAGUAUUCAAAAACUCGAAGAGAAUAUGUAUAAAAAGGAAGAAAUAUUGGCUGAAGAUGAAAAACCAAAUCCUCCUAGGUUUACUGUAGAAUUGAAGGAUGCAUUGGAUGUUCAAGAAGCCAAAUCCGUACAUUUUGAAUGUAGAGUAGAACCCGUUAAUGAUUCUACAUUACGGAUCGAUUGGUUUUUCAAUGGAAAACCUUUCGCCACUGGCUCACGUGUACAUGUUAUAAAUGAUUUUGGAUUUAUAUCUUUGGAUAUGGACUAUGUUUACUCUCGAGAUUCUGGCGAAUAUAUAUGUCGUGCAACAAACAAAUGGGGAACUGCCUUCACUAAAGCAAAAUUAACUUGCACUGCCAAACAAAAUGUCAUAUUAGAAUCACAAUUGCCAGAUGGAAUGAGUGGAGAAAAGUUAAAAGCUUUAGAGCAAGGACCUGUACAAGAAAAAAAAAUUCAUGAUGAGAUAGAAGCAAUGCCACCAAAAUUCUUAGCUCAGAUUGAGUCAACAACUGUCGAAGAAGCAAGUUCGGUGCAUUUUGAAACUAGAGUCGAGCCUAAAAAUGAUCCAAAAUUAAGAGUAGAGUGGUACAGAAAUGGGAAACCAUUACCUUCUGGCCAUAGAUACAAAUCUAUAUUUGAUUUGGGUUUUGUAUCUUUGGAUAUACUUUCUAUGUACUCUGAAGACUCAGGAGAGUACAUUUGUAGAGCUGUAAAUGAUCACGGUGAAGCUAUUACCAAAGCUAUGGUCACAUGCAAACAGCUCCCAACAAUAUUACUUCAAAAUCAAGUACCAAAAGGUAUGAAAAAGUCAGAGGCUUUGACUCAAAUGGAAGCAGCUAUUAAAAAAUACACAUCUGAGAUUCAUUUAACCAUAGAUGAUUUGUAUGAAGUUGAGAAGAAACAACCACCAAGGUUUGUCACCCAAAUUAAAGAUCAGUUGUCGUUAGUUGAAAUGGAAUCAACCAAAUUCGAAUGUCAAUUAGCUCCAGUUGGUGAUCCUAAUAUGAAGGUUGAGUGGUUCUUAAAUGGCCAACCACUAAGACACAAGAAUAGAUUUAAUCCAAUUUAUGAUUUUGGUUACGUUGCAAUGAAUUUCGGUUGGAUAUAUCCUGAAGACAGUGGAGAAUAUGUUUGUAGGGCUACUAAUUUAUAUGGCCAAGAUGAAACCAGAGCCACUAUAAAAACCUCUGGUAAGCCAGGUAUCAUUUAUGAUUCACAGCUUCCUAAAGGAAUGAAGAGUAUUGAAAAAAUAAGAGAAAUGGAAGCAUCAUGGCAAGUAACACCCGAAAUGAAAGAAGAAGAAGAAAAACGUAGAGAACCGCCACAAUUUGUAAGCAAACCAGAACCUGUCACUAUAUGUGAAGGUGAUUGGGCUAGAUUCUGUUGUAGAGUCACUGGUUUCCCGAGACCAAGAGUUAUGUGGCUAGUCAAUGGAAACACUGUAGUCAAUGGAAUGAGAUACAAAUUAAAUUAUGAUGGAAUGUGGCAUCUUGACAUACCAAAGACAAGACAAUAUGACCAUGGUAAAGUUGAAGUUAUUGCUAGAAAUGCAUGUGGAGAGACUCGUGUGGAAACAAUGCUCACAGUGAAUUCAAGACACGAUGAUUACAGAGGAGUUUUGAAAAACUCACCUAGACCAUGGUACGACAGUGAUUUGGUGCAGUAUCAAAGGGAUCUGAAAGAGAAUGAACUAGAAAAAGUGUUUACUGAUAGAGCAUCAAAUGUUCAAAAUGUUGAUUAUAGUAAUAUGAUUAUAUCAACGGUCGGUGUUCAGAUGAAACAAAAACAAUUAAAUGAGUCAAAACCCGAAUGGACUGAAGCUGUAAAACAAAAGAAAAAUGAAGAUUAUUAUAGUAAAUUGAGUAAAUUGGAAGGAGAUCAAGUGGUAAAAGAGGCCAGAAUCAGAGAAGCUAGUCAUCAAGUAUCAUUAGCAGGCGAGAAGUUGAAAACUACUUCCAAAAAUAUGUCUUCAAAUUACGAAGAAUCGUUAGAAAAAGAUAAAAAAGAAGAAUUAAUGCCUUGGCAAAAAACAAAGUUACUUAAAGCACGGGGUGAUCAAAGUCCACAAAUAAUACCUGAUCCGUCUGAGUCUUCGGUGCAUGGAAAAGAAAUUCACGUAGCAAAACAGCAACAGACACAAAAAGAAAUACAAGGCGACAAAGAAAUACGCAGAAAAAUUACUGCUACCGAAACGACUGAAGUAGAACACACACGCAAAAACCAAGAAAGGGUAGUCCAAGGAAAAGUUGAACCUUCCAAACCGCCAAUAUUUACAACCAAAAUUCAACCCUGUCGUGCAUUCGAACAGGACCAAGCGCGUUUCGAGGUCGAAUUCGAUGGCGAACCAUUACCAACGAUCAAAUGGUACCGAGAAGACUUUUUAAUACAAAACUCACCAGACUUCCAAAUACACACGUUUAGUACGAAGUCCAUACUAGUUAUUAGACAAGUAUUUAUGGAAGAUUCUGGCGUGUUUGCCGUCAUCGCGGAGAACAGAGGUGGCAAGGCAAAAUGCAGUGCCAAUCUACUUGUCGAAGAACGUAAACAAGUCGGCAGGAAAGGACCUGGUCCACCGAGUUUCCUUACUACAAUGCAAGGAGCAGUCGUGAAAGCCGGUCAGCUAGUCAGGUUUGACGUUAAAAUCAGCGCUAAUAAGCCACUGGAUGUAUAUUGGUUAAAGAACGGAAAGAAAAUCACCCAGGAUAUCCGUUACAAAACAGUGGACGAAGACAACCAAUACACGCUUUUGAUCAUCGAGUCAGUCACCGAAGACAGCGGAACCUACGAGUGUGUGGCCAUCAACAAUUCUGGCGAAGCGAGGUGUGAAGCUCCGUUGUUAGUCCAACCCUUGGAACAGAAGGAUAAACCCAAAUCAAAACCCAGUGGUAAAGAGCAGGCGCCAACAAUCACCCAACCGUUGUCCGGACAAGUGAUUCACGAGGGACAACCCGUGACGUUCAGCUGUAAAAUUUCUGGACAACCUCCAAUAACAGUAAAAUGGCAAAAAGGCGAUAAAGUGAUUAAACCGUCAAAAUAUUUCCGCAUGGCGCAAGACGGGGAAACGGUAUCACUUCAUAUAUCCGAAGUCUUCCCGGAGGACGAAGGCACGUACAAAUGUCUAGUGUCGAAUGCCGGUGGCCAGGCUGUCCUAUCAGCUAAUUUGAAAGUUAUUGUACCUGAAAAUCAAGAUGUAGCUCCAACUUUGAGCCCAAUGAGAGACGUUAUCGUUCCAGAAGGUAAUGCGGCUCAGUUCCGCACGCAAGUGUCGGGUCAACCGUCACCGUCUGUACAAUGGUUCAGAGAAGGAACGCUUAUUCCCGAAACACCAGAUUUUAAGAUGAUGUACGAAGGUAACAUGGCCGUUCUGUUGAUAACAUCGACAUACGAAGAAGACUCUGGUGUGUUCACGUGCCGUGCCACAAAUAGCGCUGGACAAGUAGAGACCUCGGCCAGACUUACGGUGAAAAGACAACGCGGCGUUACUUAUAAGACCGGUACAUUUGACGAUAAGGGUGUAGUGGAUAGCUUACAACUAAAUCAAGUGUUAGGAAAAACAAAAGAAAUAGGUCCUCAAAUUUCUAUUAAAAAUAUUAAAAGUGAUAAAAAAGGGUUAAAAACAAGUAAUAAUUUAUUGCCAUGGAGAAAAGAUAUUGUAAUUGACAGAAUCAGAAAAACCUCAGUAGAAGCAAAAAGCAUAAUUAAAGAGAAUGUAAUUAUUGAACCUACAGAAAUUGGUGAUUUAAUCACAGUUACACAAGAAGGAACAUUCAUAUAUACAUACGUCACAGAACAGAUAUUUACCUUAAUUCAAAAUAAAAUUGAUACUAAAGAUGUAGAAAAGGCAAAACAAAUAAUUAAUCAAAUUUUGGUAAAAAAAAUGAAACAAGGUGAUAUUGUGAGUUUAAACGAUAAUGAAAAAAAAGAAAUAGUUGGCGAGGUCACUAAUAAGUUAACACAGUUUUAUACAAAGAAAGUGGAUGACAAAUCGUUUGCGAAGGAUAUGCUGAACAAAGUUUUAACACGAACUAUGGAAAAGGAACAACAAAUUCAACCGUAUACAUCAAAACAACAAAAGAAAGAUGAAACUUUCGUAACAACAACAGAAAUGAUUUUCAAAAAUAAAAAUAAAUCUCAAAAGGACUCAAAAUUGACAGGAGAAAUUAUAGAAACAGUAAAACUCAAGCCAGAUAAACAUGAACCACAAUCCGAAGAUAACAUUUUUCCUAAUCAAACACAUCAAAGUAAAUUUUAUUUCGGAGAACAGCCAGCUGAGAAUUAUGAUAUCGUUCCAGAUGAAUACAAACCUAAAUUAAAAAUAGAAAGUAUUGAGAAUAUGGAACCCAAAAUUCAACAAAAUGAAAAUCAAAAUUACAAUACGAGACCAUGGUUAAUAAAAAAUAAUAAAGAUACAAUCAGUCAGGAAACAACUUAUUCACCAGAAUGCAAAGAUACUUCAAAUGAUAAAAUGGACACUUCUACUGAAGAUUUGAAAACAAAAGGUAAAAUAAAAACCAAUAUUCCCUGGACAGAAGAAAAAGUAACAUUGAAAAAAACAGCAAUAGAAAAACAGAUUUUAACCAAUGAGAAGAUAGAAGACGUAAUACUAAAACCAUCAAAAUACAACAAAGAGAAGGAAAUAAUAAAAGAAAGUACUCCACUGUCGAUUUAUACCAACGAUGAAAUAAAACCCACAGUUGAGAAAGUUAAAGAUACCCCAAGAGAUGACGUCAAAACCAAACCUAAUAAAAUACCUGCUGUGCCUUGGCAAGAGGAAAUUGUCACACUUAAGAAAACAAAAACACAUAAGCAACCAUUAUCAAAAGAAUCAAUUGAAGAGGUCACUCUUAAACCAUUUAAGAAACCGGUAGUAGAAGAAAUCCCUGUUACAGAAGAGUCUCCGGAAACCGAGACAACUGAAAUAGUGGAAUCAGUCGUCGAGAAAGGUGAAAAAGGACGGGCCAGGAAAACUAAGACCAUCGUAAAGGACCAAGUUCUAGAAACCGACGAUAUCAUUGAACAACGGAAACCUACAAUUGAGGAAGUCGAGGAUACACCAAUUGAAGAGGUUCCAACGGAAAAGCAAAGAAAACCAUCUGUCCCAUGGCGCGAAGAAACUGUCACACUCAAGAAAACAAAGACACAAAAGCAACCAUUAUCGAAAGAAUCAAUUGAAGAGGUCACUCUUAAACCAUUUAAGAAACCUGUAGUAGAUGAAAUUCCUGUUACAGAAGAGUCUCCGGAAACCGAGACAACUGAAAUAGUGGAAUCAGUCGUCGAGAAAGGUGGCAAACGGCGGGUCAGGAAAACAAAGACCGUCGUAAAGGACGAAGUUCUAGAAUCCGAAGAUGUCAUAGAAGAACAGAAACCUACAAUUGAUGAAGUCGAGGAGACACCAGUUGAAAACAUCGAGGAUACAACAGUUGAAGAGGUUCCAACUGAACAGCAAAGGAAACCAUCUGUCCCAUGGCGCGAAGAAACUGUCACACUCAAGAAAACAAAGACACAAAAGCAACCAUUAUCGAAAGAAUCAAUUGAAGAGGUCACUCUUAAACCAUUUAAGAAACCGGUAGUAGAAGAAAUUCCUAUUACUGAAGAGUCUCCGGAAACCGAGACAACUGAAAUAGUGGAAUCAGUCGUCGAGAAAGGUGGCAGACGACGGGUCAGGAAAACAAAGACCGUCGUAAAGGACGAAGUUCUAGAAACCGAAGAUGUCAUAAAAGAGCAGAAACCUACAAUUGAGGAAGUCGAGGAUACACCAAUUGAAAACAUCGAGGAUACACCAGUUGAAGAGGUUCCAAAUGAACAGCAAAGAAAACCAUCUGUGCCAUGGCGCGAAGAAACUGUAACACUCAAGAAAACAAAGACACAAAAGCAACCAUUAUCGAAAGAAUCAAUUGAAGAGGUCACUCUUAAACCAUUUAAGAAACCGGUAGUAGAAGAAAUUCCUGUUACAGAAGACUCUCCGGAAACCGAGACAACUGAAAUAGUUGAAUCAGUCGUCGAGAAAGGAGGCAAACGACGGGCCAGGAAAACAAAGACCGUCGUAAAGGACGAAGUUCUAGAAACUGAAGAUGUCAUCGAAGAACAAAAACCUACAAUUGAUGAGGUCGAGGAGACACCAGUUGAAAACAUCGAGGAUACAACAGUUGAAGUGGUUCCAACUGAACAGCAAAGGAAACCAUCUGUCCCAUGGCGCGAAGAAACUGUCACACUCAAGAAAACAAAGACACAAAAGCAACCAUUAUCGAAAGAAUCAAUUGAAGAGGUCACUCUUAAACCAUUUAAGAAACCGGUAGUAGAAGAAAUUCCUAUUACAGAAGAGUCUCCGGAAACUGAGACAACUGAAAUAGUGGAAUCAGUCGUCGAGAAAGGUGGCAGACGACGGGUCAGGAAAACAAAGACCGUCGUAAAGGACGAAGUACUAGAAACCGAUGAUGUCAUAGAAGAACAGAAACCUAUAAUUGAGGAAGUCGAGGACACACCAGUUGAAAACGUCGAGGAUACACCAGUUGAAGAGGUUCCAACUGAACAGCAAAGAAAACCAUCUGUUCCAUGGCGCGAAGAAACUGUAACACUCAAGAAAACAAAGACACAAAAGCAACCAUUAUCGAAAGAAUCAAUUGAAGAGGUCACUCUUAAACCAUUUAAGAAACCGGUAGUAGAAGAAAUCCCUGCUACAGAAGAGUCUCCGGAAACCGAGACAACUGAAAUAGUGGAAUCAGUCGUCGAGAAAGGUGGCAAACGACGGGCCAGGAAAACAAAGACCGUCGUAAAGGACGAAGUUCUAAAAACUGAAGAUGUCAUCGAAGAACAAAAACCUACAAUUGAGGAAGUCGAGGAUACACCAGUUGAAAACAUCGAGGAUACACCAGUUGAAGAGGUUCCAACUGAACAGCAAAGAAAACCAUCUGUACCAUGGCGCGAAGAAACUGUCACACUCAAGAAAACAAAGACACAAAAGCAACCAUUAUCGAAAGAAUCAAUUGAAGAGGUCACUCUAAAACCAUUUAAGAAACCGGUAGUAGAUGAAAUUCCUGUUACAGAAGAGUCUCCGGAAACCGAGACAACUGAAAUAGUGGAAUCAGUCGUCGAGAAAGGUGGCAGACGACGGAACAAAAACCUACAAUUGAGGAAGUCGAGGAUACAUCAAGUUGAAAACAUCGAGGAUACACCAGUUGAAGAGGUUCCAACUGAACAGCAAAGAAAACCAUCUGUCCCAUGGCAAGAAGAAACUGUCACACUCAAGAAAACAAAGACACAAAAGCAACCAUUAUCGAAAGAAUCAAUUGAAGAGGUCACUCUUAAACCAUUUAAGAAACCGGUAGUAGAUGAAAUUCCUGUUACAGAAGAGUCUCCGGAAACCGAGACAACUGAAAUAGUAGAAUCAGUCGUCGAGAAAGGUGGCAAACGACGGGUCAGGAAAACAAAGACCGUCGUAAAGGACGAAGUUCUAGAAUCCGAAGAUGUCAUCGAAGAACAAAAACCUACAAUUGAGGAAGUCGAGGAUACACCAGUUGAAAACAUCGAGGAUACACCAGUUGAAGAGGUUCCAACUGAACAGCAAAGAAAACCAUCUGUACCAUGGCACGAAGAAACUGUCACACUCAAGAAAACAAAGACACAAAAGCAACCAUUAUCGAAAGAAUCAAUUGAAGAGGUCACUCUAAAACCAUUUAAGAAACUGGUAGUAGAUGAAAUUCCUGUUACAGAAGAGUCUCCGGAAACCGAGACAACUGCAAUAGUGGAAUCAGUCGUCGAGAAAGGUGGCAAACGGCGGGUCAGGAAAACAAAGACCGUUGUAAAGGACGAAGUUCUAGAAUCCGAAGAUGUCAUCGAAGAACAAAAACCUACAAUUGAGGAAGUCGAGGAUACACCAGUUGAAAACAUCGAGGAUACACCAGUUGAAGAGGUUCCAACUGAACAGCAAAGAAAACCAUCUGUACCAUGGCGCGAAGAAACUGUCACACUCAAGAAAACAAAGACACAAAAGCAACCAUUAUCGAAAGAAUCAAUUGAAGAGGUCACUCUAAAACCAUUUAAGAAACCGGUAGUAGAUGAAAUUCCUGUUACAGAAGAGUCUCCGGAAACCGAGACAACUGAAAUAGUGGAAUCAGUCGUCGAGAAAGGUGGCAGACGACGGGUCAGGAAAACAAAGACCGUCGUAAAGGACGAAGUUCUAGAAACCGAAGAUGUCAUAGAAGAACAGAAACCUACAAUUGAGGAAGUCGAGGAUACACCAAUUGAAAACAUCGAGGAUACACCAGUUGAAGAGGUUCCAACUGAACAGCAAAGAAAACCAUCUGUCCCAUGGCGCGAAGAAACUGUCACACUCAAGAAAACAAAGACACAAAAGCAACCAUUAUCGAAAGAAUCAAUUGAAGAGGUCACUCUUAAACCAUUUAAGAAACCGGUAGUAGAUGAAAUUCCUGUUACAGAAGAGUCUCCGGAAACCGAGACAACUGAAAUAGUGGAAUCAGUCGUCGAGAAAGGUGGCAAACGACGGGUCAGGAAAACAAAGACCGUCGUAAAGGACGAAGUUCUAGAAUCCGAAGAUGUCAUAGAAGAACAGAAACCUACAAUUGAGGAAGUCGAGGAUACACCAGUUGAAAACAUCGAGGAUACACCAGUUGAAGAGGUUCCAACUGAACAGCAAAGAAAACCAUCUGUCCCAUGGCGCGAAGAAACUGUCACACUCAAGAAAACAAAGACACAAAAGCAACCAUUAUCGAAAGAAUCAAUUGAAGAGGUCACUCUAAAACCAUUUAAGAAACCGGUAGUAGAUGAAAUUCCUGUUACAGAAGAGUCUCCGGAAACCGAGACAACUGAAAUAGUGGAAUCAGUCGUCGAGAAAGGUGGCAGACGACGGGUCAGGAAAACAAAGACCGUCGUAAAGGACGAAGUUCUAGAAUCCGAAGAUGUCAUAGAAGAACAGAAACCUACAAUUGAGGAAGUCGAGGAUACACCAGUUGAAAACAUCGAGGAUACACCAGUUGAAGAGGUUCCAACUGAACAGCAAAGAAAACCAUCUGUCCCAUGGCAAGAAGAAACUGUCACACUCAAGAAAACAAAGACACAAAAGCAACCAUUAUCGAAAGAAUCAAUUGAAGAGGUCACUCUAAAACCAUUUAAGAAACCGGUAGUAGAUGAAAUUCCUGUUACAGAAGAGUCUCCGGAAACCGAGACAACUGAAAUAGUGGAAUCAGUCGUCGAGAAAGGUGGCAAACGACGGGUCAGGAAAACAAAGACCGUCGUAAAGGACGAAGUUCUAGAAUCCGAAGAUGUCAUAGAAGAACAGAAACCUACAAUUGAGGAAGUCGAGGAUACAUCAAUUGAAAACAUCGAGGAUACACCAGUUGAAGAGGUUCCAACUGAACAGCAAAGAAAACCAUCUGUCCCAUGGCGCGAAGAAACUGUCACACUCAAGAAAACAAAGACACAAAAGCAACCAUUAUCGAAAGAAUCAAUUGAAGAGGUCACUCUUAAACCAUUUAAGAAACCGGUAGUAGAUGAAAUUCCUGUUACAGAAGAGUCUCCGGAAACCGAGACAACUGCAAUAGUGGAAUCAGUCGUCGAGAAAGGUGGCAAACGGCGGGUCAGGAAAACAAAGACCGUUGUAAAGGACGAAGUUCUAGAAUCCGAAGAUGUCAUCGAAGAACAAAAACCUACAAUUGAGGAAGUCGAGGAUACACCAGUUGAAAACAUCGAGGAUACACCAGUUGAAGAGGUUCCAACUGAACAGCAAAGAAAACCAUCUGUACCAUGGCGCGAAGAAACUGUCACACUCAAGAAAACAAAGACACAAAAGCAACCAUUAUCGAAAGAAUCAAUUGAAGAGGUCACUCUUAAACCAUUUAAGAAACCGGUAGUAGAUGAAAUUCCUGUUACAGAAGAGUCUCCGGAAACCGAGACAACUGAAAUAGUGGAAUCAGUCGUCGAGAAAGGUGGCAGACGACGGGUCAGGAAAACAAAGACCGUCGUAAAGGACGAAGUUCUAGAAACCGAAGAUGUCAUAGAAGAACAGAAACCUACAAUUGAGGAAGUCGAGGAUACACCAGUUGAAAACAUCGAGGAUACACCAGUUGAAGAGGUUCCAACUGAACAGCAAAGAAAACCAUCUGUCCCAUGGCGCGAAGAAACUGUCACACUCAAGAAAACAAAGACACAAAAGCAACCAUUAUCGAAAGAAUCAAUUGAAGAGGUCACUCUAAAACCAUUUAAGAAACCGGUAGUAGAUGAAAUUCCUGUUACAGAAGAGUCUCCGGAAACCGAGACAACUGAAAUAGUGGAAUCAGUCGUCGAGAAAGGUGGCAAACGACGGGUCAGGAAAACAAAGACCGUCGUAAAGGACAAAGUUCUAGAAACCGAAGAUGUCAUCGAAGAACAAAAACCUACAAUUGAGGAAGUCGAGGAUACACCAGUUGAAAACGUCGAGGAGACACCAGUUGAAGAGGUUCCAACUGAACAGCAAAGAAAACCAUCUGUUCCAUGGCGCGAAGAAACUGUAACACUCAAGAAAACAAAGACACAAAAGCAACCAUUAUCGAAAGAAUCAAUUGAAGAGGUCACUCUUAAACCAUUUAAGAAACCGGUAGUAGAAGAAAUUCCUGUUACAGAAGAGUCUCCGGAAACCGAGACAACUGAAAUAGUGGAAUCAGUCGUCGAGAAAGGUGGUAAACGACGGGCCAGGAAAACAAAGACCGUCGUAAAGGACGAAGUUCUAGAAACUGAAGAUGUCAUCGAAGAACAAAAACCUACAAUUGAGGAAGUCGAGGAUACACCAGUUGAAAACGUCGAGGAUACACCAGUUGAAGAGGUUCCAACUGAACAGCAAAGAAAACCAUCUGUACCAUGGCGCGAAGAAACUGUCACACUCAAGAAAACAAAGACACAAAAGCAACCAUUAUCAAAAGAAUCAAUUGAAGAGGUCACUCUUAAACCAUUGAAAAAGCCGGUGGUAGAGGAUAUUUCAGUCAUUCAAGAAGUAUCAGAUAUUCAGAAAAUUGAUAAUGGGAUUAAUGUUGUUAAGGAUGUUGCUAAGGUAGAUUCUGUUUUUAAGGAAGCCGAUGUGCCUGCCGUUGACGAUCAACCUAUUAUUAAAAUUCGGUUUAUGAAGCAUGACGAUUUGUUAAAGGAAGAUGUUGAUAAAAAGCCUAAUGCAAUUGUUUGUGCUCAAAAAGUCAUUUCUAUUCCUAAAGAAAAAACUAAGAAAAAUAAAAAGCAUGUUCAAUUGAAUGAGGAUAUGAAUCAAGAAAAAGAAUUUUCUCCUGACGAUGAAGUAAGUGCCCUGAACGAUGAGGAGGUUGAAGUACUUUCUCCGAAAAUACUAGACUCAAAGGAUCUCAAGGGAAUUAUGAAGCCGAGGGAUGAGAUUGUGUCAGUUUCUGAUGUUGUUCCUAAAGAUGAAGAGGAAUCUAUUGAUACUUUAACAAAGCCUAAAAAUCUAACUGAACAGAAAAUUCCAAUUAAACUUCUGAAUGAAAAGUUGGAACUUCCCUGGAGAAAAGGACGUAAAGAUAUUGAUAAUGACGUUUCUGAUCUUGAUAUUAUUGAUAACUCUAAAAGUCAUGUUCCUGAAAAAGAAUUGAUGAAUGUUGUUGAAUUAAUUGCACAACAGCCAAAACCAUUGGAAGUUAAUAAACCGUUAUUUGGUACAGUUCAACUUAAGAAGUCUUCACCCAAAAAAAAUAAAGAAAUUGAACCUUUGGCUGUUCCUAAAGUUCUACUUAAAUCUCAUCUAUAUAGAAUUGAUUUAAAUACUAAUGAGCAUUUCCCUUCUACGUCAUUAUUAGAACCUAUUUUUGUAGAUAACGGAGUUCUGUCUAGAAAUUACGCUGAGGCUAUGAAAAUAAAGAAAACUAAACCUGAGUUAUUAGUACUUCCUGAUCUAGAACCUGCUGUUCUUGAGAAGUUUGAACCAACCGAUUUUCAUUAUGAGAAAAAAGAAAUACCUGAGGAAAAACCAUCUUUAAGAAAACAAUCAGUUGAUAAAAUAAUUCCAGACGAAGAGACCCCAAAGAAGUUAAUAAUUGGAAAAGGAAAAAUACCUAUUCAGAAUGACGAUCAAGAAAAAGUUGUAUUAAAAAAAGUUCCCCAAAAACCAGUGGAAGAAAAAGUGGAAAUGCCAAAGCCAAUUGAAAAACCACAUUUUAAACCUGAACCAGAUUCAAAACCAUCUGAAGAUAUAGAUUUUACAUUAGAACCAUUCAAACCUAUAAAAGUGGGCAAAAGUCCUGAUGUAUCCGAGCCAUUAUCGGUUGAUAAUGAAAGUUUGCCUGACGUAGAAUUGCCAGUUAAAAAACCUAAAUAUAUCAGAAAAAAAACAAAGAAAGAAGAAGAGCCUAUUCCUGAUCACAAAAUAUUACCCGGAACACCUAGGCCUGUACCAGCGGAUUUAGAAAAAGAUAUUAAUCUCAAGUAUAAGCAGGGGAAACCAGAACCAGAAAUACCUGAUGAAAUAAAAUUAAAACCAUUUUUAUUAGAAAAACCAACUGACGUAAAAGAACCGGAUGAUCUCAAUGUAGGUAAACCUGAUAUAUUUGAUUAUCCUAGAGAAGAAGAACAACUAAAGCCUCGAGAGUAUAAGUUUAAACCAGAGAAAAAAAAGAAAAGACCUUCCAAAACUGUUGAUAUGGAUAUACCAACUGACAGUAAAAUUGAGCCAUUGGCAAUUGUUAAAGAAGGUCCUGUACUUGAAGAAAUGGUUACCAUUGAUGUAAAACCUACUAAAGUUGUAGCUGUUGCAUUAGAUAAUAAACCAUUGUUAGCAACUAUCAAGCUCAAGAAAGCCCCUACUAAGUCGAAGGUUGAUGUUGACCAUGUAAAAAUCCCCAAAGUACUAUUGAAGUCUCAUAUAAAUAAUAUUGAAUAUAAUACACAUGAAUAUUUUCCUACUACUUCAUUAUUAGAACCUAUUUAUGUAGACAACGGAGUUCUGUCUAGAAACUACGCUGAGGCUAUGAAAAUAAAGAAAACCAAACCUAAGAAAUUAAUACUUCCUGAACUAGAACCUGUAGUUCUCGAGAAGUUUGAACCAACCGAUUUUCAUUAUGACAAAAAGAAAACACCCGAGAGAAAACCAUCUUUAAGAAAACAAUCAGUUGAGAAAAUAAUUCCAGACGAAGAAACCCCGAAGAAGUUAAUAAUUGGAAAAGGAAAAAUACCUAUUCAGAAUGACGAUCAAGAAAAAGUUGUAUUAAAAAAAGUUCCCCAAAAACCAGUGGAAGAAAAAGUGGAAAUGCCAAAGCCAAUUGAAAACCCACAUUUUAAACCUGAACCAGAUUCAAAACCAUCUGAAGACAUAGAUUUUACAUUAGAACCAUUCAAACCUAUAACAGUGGGCAUAAGUCCUGAAAUAUCUGAGCCAAUACCGUUUGGUAAUGAAAGUUUGCCAGACGUAGAAUUACCAAUUAAAAAACCUAAAUAUAUCAGAAAAAAAAUAAAGAAAGAAGAAGAGCCUAUUCCUGAUAACAAAAUAUUACUUGGAAAACCGAGUCCUGUACCAGCGGAUGAAGAAAAAGAUAUUAAUCUGAAGUAUAAACAAGGGAUACCAGAACCAGAAAUACCUGAAGAAAUAAAAUUAAAACCUAUCCCCAUAAAAAAACCUUUAGAUAAUAAGAAAACUGAUAAUGAUGAAUUAGGAAAACCUAAGCCUUUUACUAGUGAUUUCCCUAAAAUUGACAUACAAUCCAAGUCCAAAAAAUCACCUUCACCGAAAUCUAUAAGCGUUGAUAGCCCUUUGCAGGAUCUUGAAAUAGUGAGUAUAAAAAGAAGUGAAGAGAAACCUGAAAAUAAAGCAAUUGAGAGUGAAAUUGUAGCACCCUAUUUUAUUGAAAAAGUGCAACCAUUAGUAGCGGAACACGAAAAGCCUACUGCUUUUACAUGCUCUGUGGGGGGAAUCCCUACACCUGAAGUUAAAUGGUACCGAGACGAUCGUGAACUACAAACAACUGAUGUUUAUGAAAUAAUUGUAUACGACAAUACAUCUACUUUGAGGAUUCCUAAGCCUACAGAGGAACAGGCGGGCGUUUAUGUUUGCCAAGCUAUAAAUGCAGCUGGAAUUUCAACUUGUACUGCACUUCUGGUGGUGUUAGAUUCUGAAGAAAUUGGCGAAGCUCCAACUUUUGUGGAACCUAUUAAACCUAGGAAAGUCAGGGGGAAAAAGUCUAUAGAAUUGAGAUGUAUUGUGAAAGGAAUUCCUAUACCUGAAAUUAUUUGGUGUCGUGAAAAUGAAGAAAUAAUUUCGGACGAUGACGAAUAUAGAACUUCAUUUGAUUCCAAAACUGGUGAAGCCAUAUUAACAUUAGUAAAUCCUAUGGAAGUAGACCGAUCUACGUAUCUUGCUAGAGCGGUGAAUAUUCACGGGAAAUCUGAAUGCAUGGCACAUAUUACAUUUGAAAAAGAAGAAUAUGGAGAAGCACCCAAGUUUGUGGAACGGUUGAAACCGAAGGUUGUGAAAGCUAAUGAAACAACUGAACUCACAUGCUUAGUCAAAGGUGUUCCAUCGCCAUCAGUUGUAUGGUGCCGUGAUGAUGAAGAAAUCAUACCAGAUGAAAGUCAUAUGCUAAUUUACAUUCCUGAAACAGGAGUGUCCAAACUUAUUAUAGUGCGCCCUGAUGAUAUUGAUGAGUCAACGUAUACAGUGAACGCAAUUAAUAAAUUUGGAAGAGCUGAGUGUAGAGCAAAUUUGAUAGUUCAAAAAGAUGAACUGGGAGAGGCACCGACAUUCGUACAACCAGUAAAACCGAAAAUUGCCAAAGCAAAUGAAAUAACUGAACUUAAAUGUUUCGUAAGAGGAACACCGAAACCGUUAGUAAUUUGGUGUCGUGGCAACGACGAAAUAAUUCCCGAUGAAUGUCACUUGGUCACAUACCACCAGGAAACUGGAGAAUCGAUCUUAACAAUUUUAAACCCGACUGAAAUCGAUGAAACUAUUUAUACCGUGAACGCAGUGAAUAAAUACGGCCAAGCACAAUGUCGGGCAAAUCUAAUUAUACAAAAAGAUGAAUCGGGUGAAGCACCAAUAUUCGUAGAACCGAUAAAACCAAAAAUCGCUAAAGCUAACGAGGCCACAGAGUUAAAUUGUUUGGUUAGAGGAAUACCUACACCUACUGUCGUUUGGCUUAGAGGCGAUGUAGAAAUAAUUCCAGACUCCACUCAUGCAAUAACGUUUAUACCAGAGACGGGUGAAUCGAAACUGGUUAUUUCAAAAGCCACAGAAGUUGAUCAGAACACAUACACUGUGAAGGCAACUAAUAAAUAUGGCAGAGCUCAAUGCAAGGCAAAUGUAAUUAUACAAGAAGAUGUUUUUGGUGUAGCCCCGAGCUUUGUUGAGCCUAUAAAGCCUGUACUUGCAAAACCAGACCAAACAACUGUUUUACGGUGUUUGGUGACUGGUAAUCCUAUGCCAACUGUUGUUUGGUGUCGUGGAAAGGACGAAAUUGUUUCGGACGACAUGCACACUAUCCAGUUUAUUCCAGAAACUGGAGAAUCCACAUUAACAAUUAAAAAACCAACAACAGUCGAUGAAGCGCAUUAUUCGGUAGAAGCAAUAAACAAAUUUGGAAGAGCUAUUUGCAGAGCUAAUUUGGUUUUAGAAAAAUAUGACACUGGAAUUGCUCCAGCAUUUGUCGUCCCGAUCAAACCCAAAGCCGCCAAGCCAACCGAAACUGUAGAACUACGUUGCGUGGUAACCGGAACACCAAUGCCAACCAUCGUAUGGUGUCGUGGCGACGAACAAAUCGUGCCAGACGACAGUCAUGUCGUAUCUUAUACACCGGAGACGGGUGAGUCGAAGCUCACGAUUUGUAAUGCCACAGGCUUGGACGUAAAUGAUUACACCGUGAAAGCAGUCAACGAUUUCGGAGUGGCACAGUGCAGAGCCAAUCUGAUUAUAGAGGACGUCGUUCCAGAAAUACUUAAACCGUUAGAGGAGUCGCCAUCUAUAACGAAACCUUUGCAACCAGUAAUGGCCAAAAAAGAUUCGUGCGUGACGUUAGACGUGCAUUUCAGAGGAACUCCCGAGUUAAAAGUAAGGUGGUUCCACAACGGCAAAGAUAUAACCGAUAAGAAAACGUUCAUGCGCACCAUCACUAUAACGGAGACCACGACCGUGAUAAUUAUAAAAAAGAUCACUAAGAAAACCACUGGACGUUAUGAAGUUGUGGUCACUAAUAAUCGCGGAGAAGCGAAAACGUCCACUACAGUAUUGAUCGAAGACGAAGAUGAUGUAGAGGAGAGUAUAGUACCAGAAGAGGCGGUAGUCGGGAAAGCACCGUAUUUCGAAACAGAAUUGCAAACCGAAACAAUAUGGGAGGAGGAGGAAGAAGAGGAGGAAACCAUAAUACGCCUCGUCGUAAGAGUAAAGGGCACUCCGAAGCCCAAGAUCCAAUGGUACGAGAACGGAAUGGAAAUAACGCCCAGCGAUGAAUUUGAAAUUGAAGAACAGGACGAAGGAGUAUCUGUGUUGACGGUCAAGAAAAGGCCAACGGAGAGCGUUCGUGAAAUAACGUGUGAGGCCACAAACAAUUACGGGAAGGCCACGACUAGGACUUUAAUAAUCCCAGGUAUUAAAGGGACGAAAGCCUACAGGAAGCCGUCGUGGGUGACCCAGAUGGAAGAGUUGCGGGAACAAUUACAAGGUAAAUGCACCUCUGAUAGUUUAGACGCUUGUUGUGUGUACAGUCCCGAAACCCGGCCCGAUGAAAACGACGGAGACGAUACGGUCGUCCGAUACGGUACGUACUUUGCCGAUUACGAUGUCAACAGCGCGUUCUACUUGAGCCCCAUACAAGAGCACAGUGAACCCACUUCAUCGGACGGUGGUUCGGAUCGGGUUCGGUCUCUGUCCUGCCAAGAGGUGUCGUCCUCUUCAGCGGCGGAGACAGAAGACCCGACCGGCCGCAGCCAGACUUAUCCGAGGACGCAUGCCGACGAAUCGGUGGCCAUGUAUAACCGCCGCAAGUACACUGGCCACCCGCUGGAGCCUCGUGAAAUUGACCCGGAAAUGUUCUUCCAGCUGCAUACAGCUGAUAGCCAAGAUGAGCUCCAGGAGUUCCUGUUGCUGGAGAGCCAGUGCAUGUCCACUGACGCUUUCCAAAGUCUACCAAGCUUUGUAAACGAAUUAAAAGACGAGAGAGCCGUUGAAAACGAAACUAUUGUGUUCGAAUGUCAAUUUUCAGGAAAUCCUACUCCCGUGAUUAUAUGGUAUCACGAUGAUAAAAUUGUGAGAAACUCGCCUAAUGUUCAAGUUAAAAUCACUGACACCAAAACUACAUUAACUAUUAAAAGAGUAACAAAGGAAGAUGAAGGUGUCUAUAUUUGCAAAGCAAACAGUAAUUUAGGAGAAGCUAAAAAUAAAUCAAAACUUUAUGUUAAAAAACACGGGGACGAAACGUUCACAGCUACCGAAGAUGAAGUAGAAGAAAAAGAAGUUGAAGAAGUAAAGAAGACGAAAAAGACUAAAAAGAAGGCUACAAAGAAGAAACAUAAAAAAGAAUCUGAAUCAUUUGAUGAGACGGAAACAAAAGAAUCGCUUCGUAUUACUACUUCAAAAAUGGUAGAGGAAAAACCAUCGUUACCGGAACACGAACCGUUGUCUACGUCAGAAACGGUUUCGGACGAGACUGUCAAGGAAGUUCGCGGACCCGAACAUGUUCGCCCAAAACCGUCCGAAGAACCAGGGCUGUUCACAGCACUCAAGGUCCGGAAGCCCACGGUAGUCCAUGAAGUUGACCAAGUGCUGGAUCAAGUUGAACUGGCUGAGUUUGGACCGGCUGAAUGGCCAUUACGGGAAUUGGCCACCAUCGAUAUACUCACCCGACACGGCAUAUCCACGGAACAGGUGUUCGAAGAAUACACAUCGGGUCAGUUCCCUGCAUUGAGGACCGCGCCCGCUCAGUCAGCAAUGGUGCAUCUCAUCGAACGUGAAGGAUACACAUCUUUGGUGGCUGACGUAUUCACCAAAGAAUCAACCAUACCUGAAACCGUCAACGAAGUGUUUAAGGCAUUUAUGACAAUGAUCGAGUUGAAACAUAGCACACUGGAAGAGAUCAUUACCUACUUGACGCCAGAAGAUUUCCAAACCAGCACCUGGGAUUUUGAGCACGCAUCUCAAAUGACUACAGACGAUACGAUCACCGAUACAGCUGAUAUCAGCGAGUCUGUAAACAUAUUAGUCAAUGAAGUUAAAAAGAAAACACGAUCUACAAAGAAUUUAGUUAAAACGAGCGAAGAGACUUUGUCAAUCGACAAUGAACAAGUACAGAACAUAUUGGAUGAUAGAAGUGUUAAAAUUACUGAAAUCACGGAUAAUAGUAAUGUGAUAAUUGAGGUACCAGAAGAUAGACUGAUCAAAACGGAAAAAAUAAUAGAACAAAAAAAGAAGAUGGAUGAUAUAACUGUUCGCAAAGAUGAGGAAGAAGAAGAAAUUAUCACAACAGGCACAAAAACAGUAAAAAAAAUUAAAGUAAAACGAUCAAUCACUGGCGAAGAUAUUAUUCCUGAAGAAACAACAUACGAAUUCGAUGUAAAAAAGUAUCCUGCUAUUCGUCCAACUGUUCUGAAAACAUCAAAAACUUUAAACGAAACAAUUGCUCAGCAAGAAUCUGUUGAGUUGUCAACUGAUUAUAAUAAUGUACCGGAAAAAGCACAGAUUAAAAUAAUAACACGAAAUGCCGCGGAAAGCAUAGUAACAAAAGACGAAGAGAAGGAGGAAAACCGAAAAGAAACCUUAGAAACUAAAAAACAUAAAGCAAAUUCUGUUUUUGAAUUAAAUGAAAGUUUUUCAACAGAUAACCCUGAAACUCAAUCGCCUCUUGAAGACAUUUGUAAAACGUUUGAGUUUAUACCAUGUUUGGCAAUAAAAGAUAUUAUACCCAAAGAAAGUAUAAGCAUUAUUGAAAUUUAUCCUAAUCAAAGCCUAGGUAAAGGAACUGAGUACAAACCACAAAAUAAGGAAGCUAAGGUUACUGUAAUUUCACACUCACAAAAAGUAGUCACAGAAUUGAUUGCCUCUACAAAAGAAGGUGAAAUUAAACAAACAUGUAUGCCACCAAAAAAAAAAGCUACACAAGAUUAUUUUGAACACGAGAGUAUUAAUGUUGUGGAAGUGAAUGAAGCACACACUGAAAAUCAAUUACAAGACGUAUUUAAACCAACACCAGUGAAAUCUUCGGUUGAAUAUCCACUUAACGAACAAUUAGUUGUCAGUGAAUCACAUUCAGAAAUUCAACCAGAAAAUUACUAUCCAGAAAUAAUUGUGCCUACUGAAACCGCCAAAGAAUUAAUAGUACCAUCAAACAAUGCUAUUACAACAUUCCAAGUAGAAUCUUCAGAAAAAGAAGACAAGUAUAAUCGAAUAAAACCACCUACUGAAUAUAAAGCAGAUAUUUCAAUUAUUCAGGAAAAAUAUAUUGAAGUCAAUGAGUCUAACAUACAAGAAAAAGAAACUAAAUUAGAGAAAGAACAAAUACCAGAGAAGUCAUUCGCAAUUUCUGAUAUAAUUGUACAGUCAAGCAUAAUUGUAAAUUCAGUUAAUCAAGAAGAAAAUGAAGACAAAUUCAAUACUCAUUUACCUCAAUCCCAUACUGCAAAGCUGACAAUAAACAACGCAAAUAAAGUAUGUAGUUCGUCAAUUAUAGAAACUAAUGAAGCAGAAUCUGAUUUAAAAAUCCCGGUUGUACCAGAAAUGAAACAAGUUGAAAGCUCCGUUUUUGGUUUAGAAGUGCUGGAUGUAACUGAGAUUAUACCUAACGAGACAGAAUCCAAUUUUACAUCACAAUCAGUAUUAGAAUCAUUACCAGAUACUAGUUUUACCGAAAAUAAUUCAUGCAUUGUCACUGAAACUACAGUUGAUGAUUAUUCAACAGAUUUAGUAACAAAUUUGAAUUACAAAUCGUAUGAAGCCGAACCAACAUUUGAAGAAUUAGAAGCCAAACAAAUAUCUCAGAUUGAUAUACAAGAAAAGGACAUUCCAUUAGAAGAAACAUCUCAACCAACAUCAGUUAAACCAGAAACAAAUUUUUGCCCAAUUCAAAGUAUAACUGUAGAACAAACAGUUGUGGCAGAACAAGAGCAGUUAUUGUUAUUGAAAAUACAACCAGAGUUGCAUAAUACCGUAAGUGUGCCAUCGCAUUCUCUUCAAGCUGUAGUUAUUGAAGAAAUUACACCGGAAAAUUGCGUCACAAACCUAGAAAGCACGUAUAAAGACAAUAAUCGACACGCUUCAAAAAAAGCGCACAUUAAUUUCGUGGAUGACCAAUGUAUUAUUAUAAAAGAAGUUUCGGCUUAUGAGUCAGAAUCUAGUUUAUCACUGGAUAGUAAACCUGAAAAUGUACGGGCAGUACCAGUGUUUUCUGGUCACGAUGUGGCUGAAACUAUAGAAAUAAUUUCAAAUGAUGCUGUUGAAAAAUUAAAUAUAGAAAAAUGUAAAAACAAUAAGGCAAUACUAAAACACAUACCGUAUGAAGCAUUUGUGUCAGAAGUCACAUCUGUAAAUGAGUUAGAAGAUAUUUUACUAAAUAAAGAAAAGAAACAACCAAAAACUGUAAACAUUACAAUUGACGAAGUAAUUGGGGUAAAUAUUACAGAACAGCCUGUUUACGAAAAAGAAAAACUGUCGUUUGAACAAAAAGUGUUUAAAACUAAAAAGGCUAUAACUGAAUAUGUUCCAAUUGAGACGGUUGACCGUUCGGAAAUUGUUACUGGAGAUUAUACUUUAGAUUUGAUACAACCGGAAAUUUCUAAAUUGCACGCAUAUCAUCAACCUAGUACAUUUGAAAGUAUAAUUUUGUACGAAACCAACAUAUCUGAAAAAGAAAAAGUAAUGAUAGACGACAAAAAACCAUUACCAUGUUCGGCAAAUACUUCGUUAAUAGUAGAUGAAGCAAUAGAGGUUACAGAAAUUAUUUCUGACAACAGACCAGAAGACAUAAUUAUUUCAAUAGUGCCUAAAGAAGAAACAGCUGAAACUAAUAUUAUACCAUUUAAACCUCUCGAGGGUCAAGACAUCAUGACUUGUGAAAAUGUAGAGACAGUAACAGAGAAUAGUCCAAUAACAGGAGUUGCGCAUAUAUCUCAAAAACCAUUUCAUGGUCUACAUACGACUUUAAUAAUAUCAUCAGAUUCAGAAAAUAAGCUUUCGGAAUUUGUGAUGCCGAAUUCAAAAAAAGCAGAAGCAAAUUAUACUGAAUUGGAUAUUCCAAUUAGUGUAGUUGAAAUUUUAACGCAAGAUAAAGAGCUAGUUUUUAAAGCCAACGAAAUCCCAUCACAUACAUUGGACAGACAAGAAAUUAUUUUAGAAGAAUGUCGGGUAACGUCAGAAACAAUGGUAUGUAGUUCUACUAGUGAUUUUGAUGAAUUUAUACCACAAUCAGUUUAUGCUUUGUCGUCUAAAAGCACUCAAGUUGCAAUUGAAUCAAUAGAAACAUCUCCUCUUGAAAAAGAAGGUGAUUUAAUGGAUGAUAAUAUACUUUCAGAGAAUCGUGCCGAUUUUGCGUAUGAAGAAGUAAAGAGCAUUCAAAUCACUGAACAAGUUCAACUCGACACCAAGCAAAACUUAAUAACUGAAAGUAUACCUAUGGAGAGAAAAAUUAAUAUUACAAUCACAGGACAAGAUGCUGCAGAAACAUUUCAAACAAAGGUAGAAAGUCCCGUUGAAGAAUUAAAAAUAGAAUUUCCAAAAGAAAAAUCUGCUAAAACUAUUCAAGAAAAAGAAGUUCAUGGCGUUGAAAUAUCUGAAAUAAUAACACAAGAGACAGAAUCUACAUUAGAUGAUAUUAAACAAUACAAAGAAAAAACAGUAAAUAUUUUAGUUGAAGAUAAUUCAGCAAGUUAUAUGGUUACUGAAAUAUUUCCUAAUGAAAAAGAAAUUCAACUUGUAGAACAAUCUCAGCCAAUUUAUCGCCAUGCUGAACAAGAUAUUUUAAGCCACGAAGGACUGCAAGUUAACGAAACAAAUAUUUCAAUUUGUGAAAAGGAAUUAAUUGAUUUUGAAUAUUCAACGAAAUUAGGUAAUCAAGUAAUAGAACCCCUUAAAUGUAUUGAAAUAUCCGAAGUAAAUGUUCAAGAACCAGAAUAUAAUUUAUUCAAAUCAGCUCAUCCAAAAAUGGAAAAUGCCAUUCAUAGUUUAAAUGAAAAUGUAGGACUUAUAAUAAAUUCUACGGUACUUAUUGAUAAAGAAAAUGAACUUAAAAUAGAUAAAUUAAAUACUAAAAAUGCAACUAAAGUUUCAAAUAUAAUUGACUAUAAAGUUCCUCAGAAAUCUGAAAAAACAACAUUGGAGUGUGUUAAACCUUUAAAAGAUAUAAUAGAAACAGUACAACAAGCAUCAUCUGAACACAUAUUAUUGGAAGGGAUAAGUACCACUGUAGUCAAUUUACAAGAUAAUGAAAUGCCAUUUGAACAAUCAACAAAAUUAAAUCAAAAAUCUGCCUCUCUAAAAUAUGAAACGGAACAAACCUUAGAUGUAACAGAAGUAUGUAUAGGGGAAUCAGAGUCAGAUUUAAUCCCUACGUCUUUACCAAGAAGCCACAUUGCAGUGAGUGAUAUUUCAGAAACUCAACAAGUUGCAUCCAGUUUUGAAAUUCUCUCUCAGAAUUCCUCUCAUAAUUUAAAUGCUCAAACAUUACCAUCCAUAAUUUCUAUAAUUCCAAAAUCUACAGAAAAUCAUAGCUUUGAAGUUACCGAAACACAGUAUCAUGAAACUGAAAUACCAUUGAAAUCUACUGAAAAUGUAUUAAAGACAUGCAGUUUUACAAUUCAAGUGGAUCAAAAUAUUGAGGUAACAGAAAUUGUAACGAACGAAUCAGAGAAAACUUUAGAUUUAGUUGAAACUAAUAAAGGCUUAGAAGCAAAUAUAGUAUUUGAAGAAAACCAGACUGUUACAAUCGAAGAAAUACAAACAUCUGACGAUGUUGCUCCGUUAACUGAAAGUGUAAGUAAACCAUUGAGUGCAAUGAAACAAUUAGAACCACUAUUAGGAAUUUUGGUAACCGAAGUUAAGUCCGAAGAGUCUGAAAUUGCGCAUGAAAAACAAAUCCAACCAAUAUUAAAACAUGUAACUCAAAUAUUGCCAGAAAAUCAAAGUUUGAAUGUUACUUCCGUAAAUUUAGUUGAAAAAGAAAGUAUACUAAAUAAAUCUAAGCAAGAAAUUCAACAAAAUGCACAAACUUUUUCGGUAUUCAGUCCUAUGAAAGCUGUUCAAUUAGAAGAAAAUAUUGUACAAAUGAGUUUGAACGAUCUAAAAACCACAACGCCCCGUGAAACAUUCUUAGAAUCAACUCAAAUUCCUUAUGAUUCUAUCAAUCAAAUAGAAAUUAGUCCAUUCGAAAAAGAAUGUGAAUUCAAAGUGACAAUGAAUCAGAAAAAAGAAGUAGCAAACAUUAAUGUGGAUACUAUAAAUAUACUUGACACAACAGAAAUUAUAACAGGUGAAAAGGAAUCUGUUUAUACUCCUUUAACAAAACCAAUAACAAGACAAGCUUUUAUUGAUAUAACUGACACUCAACCAGUCAGUAAGGUUAUUGAGGUAAAACCAGAAGAUAGUACAAGUGAAUUAAUAACUCCAAAUGUCGUUACAUUUACAGUGAAACCAGUUCAAGAAAUUGUCCAUGGUGUCGUGAUUUUCGACAAUAUAGGUCAUGAUAAAGAGGAGAUAUUUGAAGGGGAACUUAGACCAUCCUUUACUACUGCUAAAAUAAACGUAGAAAAUGAAAAAGAAACGAAAACUGUAACUGAAGUUAUAACUCAAGAAGUGGAAGGACAAGUUAAAAAUGUAGAGAUACCAUCUACUAAACAUGCUCAAAUAGAAAUAACAUCUGGGAAAGACAUAGCAGAGAAAACAGAAAUUGUAUCGAAUACUGCUUUAGGAUCAUUAAAAGAUUUUGUUACUAAAUCAUCAACUGCUGUUCCAAUACAAGAUACAUUUGAAAGUAUUCAAUCUACCAUAACUGAAACAGAGGACAAAGAAAAACCAUUCUAUUCUAAUUUAAUCUACCAAAAAUCUAAAGUGGAUAUAAAUAUUGAAGAAUCAAAAAGCGUAAAUAUAACUGAAGUGAUUGUGGAAGAUAAAGAAGGAAAAUAUAUUUCUCCAGAAAUGCCAACAGCCAACACUGCUGGGAAAUCUAUUUUACCAAAUGUAGUUGCGGAAGCAUCCAUUGUAUUAGCUAAUGAACAUUUAAAAACACUAGAUGAGUUUAAAUUAAAAGAAGAAUUGGCUAAUAUGGUAUUUGAUACACUUGAGAAUAUAUCUCAAACUGAAACAACUAUACAGGAAAGUGAAAAAUAUCUUGAACCUGUUGAACUACUUUCAAAUAAAGCUGAACUAACCAUGAUACCUAACAAUAGUUUAAUUAUAACUGAAAUAAUAACAGAUGAUAAAGAUGAAAAGUUACAUAUCAAAAAUGAACAGAGAUCACAACAAGCUAUUACAUCUUUAUCAAAAUUACACGAAGUACCACAAGUAUCAGAAAUAAUUUCAUCAAAUACAACUAGUGAUGUAUUUAUUCCUAUAAUUGAUAAUGAUCACGCAUUUAUUUCACAAGCAGAGCUAUACAAUACAGCAAUAUCAUCUGAAAUAAAAGCGCUAGAAAAAGAAAAAUUAUUUACACAAAAGCCCAAAUUGGACAUUUUUAAAGCAGAAAUUAAAUUAAAUGAAGAUAAAUCACUAAAUGUCUUUGAAACUGUCUUAAAUGAUAAAGAACUGACAUUAACAAUAAAAAAACCUUUCGAAAAACAGGCAACAUUAACUCAGUCAUUAUUUGACGUUAUAACAAUAUCAGAACAUACAGUGAAUGAAUCUGAAAUGAAUCUUGAAUCAACGAUAGUACCAGAAGUACAAGUGGUCAAUAUAUCAUUUGAAAAUAAUAAUAAUGUUCAGGUAACUGAAGCUAAUAUUGUCGACUCAGAAAUUGAUUUGUUAACACCUAUUCAAAAUACUGAAAUUGCUACAAUUCCCAAAUUAAUUACGCAACCGGUUGCAAAUGUUACGGAAAUUAUAACUAGCAUGAAUGUUCAAGAACUAACUCAAUUGAGUCAACCUGAAUAUAGCAUAGCAAGUGCAAACCAUUCAACAUUUAAAAGUAUUUUACAAACAGAGAUUGAUAUAGCAGAAUCAGAGGGUAACUUAGAAAAACCAAGAUGUAACAAAGAAAAAGCAUCAGUGAACACAGAAACAUUAGAAAACAUAAUAAUAACAGAACCAGAAGUAUCUGAAAAAGAAGAACCACUUGAAGAAUCAAGAAAAAUAGAUUUGAGACAUGCAGAACUUUUAUUAGAAGAAAUUAAAUCUAGUAUCAUUAUUUCAAAUGUAGCCAGUGAAGAUAAAGAAACUGAAUUUACUGUAGGACCAAAACGUAAACAUUCAGUGGCUAAAGUUAUUUCAGAAAACUUACAAGCAAUUACGAAUAGUGAACAAAAUGUUUCUGAAAAGGAGGGUAUUUUAUUUAUAGAAAUUCCGAAAAAUGAAACUGCAAAUGUAACAUUUGAAAAUGUUCAGUCCGAAAUCAUAGUUUCAGAUAUAAUCCCCGAGAUCAAAGAAGAAAAUUUAAAAAUAAAAGACACAUCAUAUUCUACUGCGAAGUUCGUGACGGAAAAUUUUGAAAGCCUAAUACAAAAUGAACAAACAGUUAAUGAAAAAGAACAAUUAAUAAGAUCUGAACCAAAACCAGAAAUAACUAACGCAUCAAUCUCCAUUGAAAAAGCAAAUAUAGGAGCGAUUGUUUCCGAAGUGAUAAGUAAUGAUAAAGAAAAAGAUUUUCAUGAACCACAAGUAAGAAAAAUAUCAAAAGCAUCAAUGUCUACAGAUGUAUUAAAACCUUUAGUAACAACGGAGACACAACUUUUAUCGAACGUUGACGAACUAAAAAUACAAAAAAUACUUCCCGAUAAUACAGCUAACAUAAAAUUAGAAGAAUUUAGGCACCUAACCGUACAUGAACUAGUCACUCAUGAAACAGAAUCCAAAAUAAAAGAAACAAAAAAAAUCCAAUUCAAUAUAACGCCAACAGUCAACGAGGAUAUGAUCUUAGAAUCUACCGUACUUUUAAAACAAGAAGCAAUAGACCAUCACAGAGCAUCAAUCACAGACAUACCGAUGAGCACAGAUGACAUAUUGCCAGCACUACAUGGAGAACAAAUAAAUUCAACGGUGACACAAAAACAACAAAAUCACACAAAACAACACACAAAUUUAUUAGAUACACAUGAAGAAUCUAUGCUUAUCCCCGACGAUGCCACAUCAGUCGAUAUUAAAACUACAACAGUAAUUGAGGGUGGUAAGAAAAAGGUUAUCAAAAAGAAAACUAUUAAAACUGUAAAAGACGGAGUGGAAAGUGUAGAAGUUAUAGAAUCAAAGCCUGAGAUUACCGAAAUUGUUGACGAGGAGCCUAAGCCAUUGCCAGAAUUAGAAUCUGAUAAGCCUGAAGAAGCUACCCCUAUAACCGACGAGUGUACAUCCGUCGAUAUUAAAACUACAACAGUAAUCGAGGGUGGUAAGAAAAAGGUAAUCAAAAAGAAAACUAUUAAAAAAGUGAGAGAUGGUGUAGAAAGUGUAGAAGUUAUAGAAUCCAAACCUGAGAUUACGGAAAUUGUUGACGAGGAGCCUAAGCCAUUGCCAGAAUUAGAAUCUGAUAAACCUGAGGAAGCUACUCCUAUAACCGACGAGUCUACAUCAGUCGAUAUUAAAACCACAACAGUAAUCGAGGGUGGUAAGAAAAAGGUAAUCAAAAAGAAAACUAUUAAAAAAGUGAGAGAUGGUGUAGAAAGUGUAGAAGUUAUAGAAUCCAAACCUGAGAUUACGGAAAUUGUUGACGAGGAGCCUAAGCCAUUGCCAGAAUUAGAAUCUGAUAAACCUGAGGAAGCUACCCCUAUAACCGACGAGUCUACAUCAGUCGAUAUUAAAACCACAACAGUAAUCGAGGGUGGUAAGAAAAAGGUAAUCAAAAAGAAAACUAUUAAAAAAGUGAGAGACGGUGUAGAAAGUGUAGAAGUUAUAGAAUCCAAACCUGAGAUUACAGAAAUUGUUGACGAAGAGCCUAAGCCAUUGCCAGAAUUAGAAUCUGAUAAACCUGAGGAAGCUACCCCUAUAACCGACGAGUCUACAUCAGUCGAUAUUAAAACCACAACAGUAAUCGAGGGUGGUAAGAAAAAGGUAAUCAAAAAGAAAACUAUUAAAAAAGUGAGAGACGGUGUAGAAAGUGUAGAAGUUAUAGAAUCCAAACCUGAGAUUACAGAAAUUGUUGACGAGGAGCCUAAGCCAUUGCCAGAAUUAGAAUCUGAUAAACCUGAGGAAGCUACUCCUAUAAUCGACGAGUCUACAUCAGUCGAUAUUAAAACCACAACAGUAAUCGAGGGUGGUAAGAAAAAGGUAAUCAAAAAGAAAACUAUUAAAACUGUAAAAGACGGAGUGGAAAGUGUAGAAGUUAUAGAAUCCAAACCUGAGAUUACGGAAAUUGUUGACGAGGAGCCUAAGCCAUUGCCAGAAUUAGAAUCUGAUAAACCUGAGGAAGCUACCCCUAUAAUCGACGAGUCUACAUCAGUCGAUAUUAAAACCACAACAGUAAUCGAGGGUGGCAAGAAAAAGGUAAUCAAAAAGAAAACAAUUAAAAAAGUGAGAGACGGUGUAGAAAGUGUAGAAGUUAUAGAAUCAAAGCCAGAUAUUACCGAAAUUGUUGACGAGGAGCCUAAGCCAUUGCCAGAAUUAGAAUCUGAUAAACCUGAGGAAGCUACCCCUAUAACCGACGAGUCUACAUCAGUCGAUAUUAAAACCACAACAGUAAUCGAGGGUGGUAAGAAAAAAGUUAUCAAAAAGAAAACUAUUAAAACUGUAAAAGACGGGGUGGAAAGUGUAGAAGUUAUAGAAUCCAAACCUGAGAUUACGGAAAUUGUUGACGAGGAGCCUAAGCCAUUGCCAGAAUUAGAAUCUGAUAAACCUGAGGAAGCUACCCCUAUAACCGACGAGUCUACAUCAGUCGAUAUUAAAACCACAACAGUAAUCGAGGGUGGUAAGAAAAAAGUUAUCAAAAAGAAAACUAUUAAAACUGUAAAAGACGGAGUGGAAAGUGUAGAAGUUAUAGAAUCCAAACCUGAGAUUACGGAAAUUGUUGACGAGGAGCCUAAGCCAUUGCCAGAAUUAGAAUCUGAUAAACCUGAGGAAGCUACCCCUAUAACCGACGAGUCUACAUCAGUCGAUAUUAAAACCACAACAGUAAUCGAGGGUGGUAAGAAAAAGGUAAUCAAAAAGAAAACAAUUAAAACUGUAAAAGACGGGGUGGAAAAUGUGGAAGUUAUAGAAUCCAAACCUGAGAUUACGGAAAUUGUUGACGAGGAGCCUAAGCCAUUGCCAGAAUUAGAAUCUGAUAAACCUGAGGAAGCUACCCCUAUAACCGACGAGUCUACAUCAGUCGAUAUUAAAACCACAACAGUAAUCGAGGGUGGUAAGAAAAAGGUAAUCAAAAAGAAAACAAUUAAAACUGUAAAAGACGGGGUGGAAAGUGUGGAAGUUAUAGAAUCCAAACCUGAGAUUACGGAAAUUGUUGACGAGGAGCCUAAGCCAUUGCCAGAAUUAGAAUCUGAUAAACCUGAGGAAGCUACCCCUAUAACCGACGAGUCUACAUCAGUCGAUAUUAAAACCACAACAGUAAUCGAGGGUGGUAAGAAAAAGGUAAUCAAAAAGAAAACUAUUAAAAAAGUGAGAGACGGUGUAGAAAGUGUAGAAGUUAUAGAAUCCAAACCUGAGAUUACAGAAAUUGUUGACGAGGAGCCUAAGCCAUUGCCAGAAUUAGAAUCUGAUAAACCUGAGGAAGCUACUCCUAUAAUCGACGAGUCUACAUCAGUCGAUAUUAAAACCACAACAGUAAUCGAGGGUGGUAAGAAAAAGGUAAUCAAAAAGAAAACUAUUAAAACUGUAAAAGACGGAGUGGAAAGUGUAGAAGUUAUAGAAUCCAAACCUGAGAUUACGGAAAUUGUUGACGAGGAGCCUAAGCCAUUGCCAGAAUUAGAAUCUGAUAAACCUGAGGAAGCUACCCCUAUAAUCGACGAGUCUACAUCAGUCGAUAUUAAAACCACAACAGUAAUCGAGGGUGGCAAGAAAAAGGUAAUCAAAAAGAAAACAAUUAAAAAAGUGAGAGACGGUGUAGAAAGUGUAGAAGUUAUAGAAUCAAAGCCAGAUAUUACCGAAAUUGUUGACGAGGAGCCUAAGCCAUUGCCAGAAUUAGAAUCUGAUAAACCUGAGGAAGCUACCCCUAUAACCGACGAGUCUACAUCAGUCGAUAUUAAAACCACAACAGUAAUCGAGGGUGGUAAGAAAAAGGUUAUCAAAAAGAAAACUAUUAAAACUGUAAAAGACGGGGUGGAAAGUGUAGAAGUUAUAGAAUCCAAACCUGAGAUUACGGAAAUUGUUGACGAGGAGCCUAAGCCAUUGCCAGAAUUAGAAUCUGAUAAACCUCAGGAAGCUACCCCUAUAACCGACGAGUCUACAUCAGUCGAUAUUAAAACCACAACAGUAAUCGAGGGUGGUAAGAAAAAAGUUAUCAAAAAGAAAACUAUUAAAACUGUAAAAGACGGAGUGGAAAGUGUAGAAGUUAUAGAAUCCAAACCUGAGAUUACGGAAAUUGUUGACGAGGAGCCUAAGCCAUUGCCAGAAUUAGAAUCUGAUAAACCUGAGGAAGCUACCCCUAUAACCGACGAGUCUACAUCAGUCGAUAUUAAAACCACAACAGUAAUCGAGGGUGGUAAGAAAAAGGUAAUCAAAAAGAAAACAAUUAAAACUGUAAAAGACGGGGUGGAAAAUGUGGAAGUUAUAGAAUCCAAACCUGAGAUUACGGAAAUUGUUGACGAGGAGCCUAAGCCAUUGCCAGAAUUAGAAUCUGAUAAACCUGAGGAAGCUACCCCUAUAACCGACGAGUCUACAUCAGUCGAUAUUAAAACCACAACAGUAAUCGAGGGUGGUAAGAAAAAGGUAAUCAAAAAGAAAACAAUUAAAACUGUAAAAGACGGGGUGGAAAGUGUGGAAGUUAUAGAAUCCAAACCUGAGAUUACGGAAAUUGUUGACGAGGAGCCUAAGCCAUUGCCAGAAUUAGAAUCUGAUAAGCCUGAAGAAGCUACCCCUAUAACCGACGAGUGUACAUCCGUCGAUAUUAAAACUACAACAGUAAUCGAGGGUGGUAAGAAAAAGGUAAUCAAAAAGAAAACUAUUAAAAAAGUGAGAGAUGGUGUAGAAAGUGUAGAAGUUAUAGAAUCCAAACCUGAGAUUACGGAAAUUGUUGACGAGGAGCCUAAGCCAUUGCCAGAAUUAGAAACUGAUAAACCUGAGGAAGAUACUCCUAUAACCGACGAGUCUAGAUCAGUCGAUAUUAAAACCACAACAGUAAUCGAGGGUGGUAAGAAAAAGGUAAUCAAAAAGAAAACUAUUAAAAAAGUGAGAGAUGGUGUAGAAAGUGUAGAAGUUAUAGAAUCCAAACCUGAGAUUACGGAAAUUGUUGACGAGGAGCCUAAGCCAUUGCCAGAAUUAGAAUCUGAUAAACCUGAGGAAGCUACUCCUAUAAUCGACGAGUCUACAUCAGUCGAUAUUAAAACCACAACAGUAAUCGAGGGUGGUAAGAAAAAGGUAAUCAAAAAGAAAACAAUUAAAACUGUAAAAGACGGGGUGGAAAGUGUAGAAGUUAUAGAAUCCAAACCUGAGAUUACCGAAGUUGUUGACGAGGAGUCUAAGCCAUUGCCAGAAUUAGAAUCUGUUAAACCUGAAGAAGCUACCCCUAUAACUGACGAGUCUACAUCAGUCGAUAUUAAAACCACAACAGUAAUCGAGGGUGGUAAGAAAAAGGUAAUCAAAAAGAAAACAAUUAAAACUGUAAAAGACGGGGUGGAAAGCGUGGAAGUUAUAGAAUCCAAACCUGAGAUUACGGAAAUUGUUGACGAGGAGCCUAAGCCAUUGCCAGAAUUAGAAUCUGAUAAACCUGAGGAAGCUACCCCUAUAAUCGACGAGUCUACAUCAGUCGAUAUUAAAACCACAACAGUAAUCGAGGGUGGUAAGAAAAAGGUAAUCAAAAAGAAAACAAUUAAAAAAGUGAGAGACGGUGUAGAAAGUGUAGAAGUUAUAGAAUCCAAACCUGAGAUUACGGAAAUUGUUGACGAGGAGCCUAAGCCAUUGCCAGAAUUAGAAUCUGAUAAACCUGAGGAAGCUACUCCUAUAACCGACGAGUCUACAUCAGUCGAUAUUAAAACCACAACAGUAAUCGAGGGUGGUAAGAAAAAGGUAAUCAAAAAGAAAACAAUUAAAAAAGUGAGAGACGGUGUAGAAAGUGUAGAAGUUAUAGAAUCCAAACCUGAGAUUACCGAAGUUGUUGACGAGGAGUCUAAGCCAUUGCCAGAAUUAGAAUCUGUUAAACCUGAAGAAGCUACCCCUAUAACUGACGAGUCUACAUCAGUCGAUAUUAAAACCACAACAGUAAUCGAGGGUGGUAAGAAAAAGGUAAUCAAAAAGAAAACAAUUCAAACUGUAAAAGACGGGGUGGAAAGUGUAGAAGUUAUAGAAUCCAAACCUGAGAUUACAGAAAUUGUUGACGAGGAGCCUAAGCCAUUGCCAGAAUUAGAAUCUGAUAAACCUGAGGAAGCUACUCCUAUAACCGACGAGUCUACAUCAGUCGAUAUUAAAACCACAACAGUAAUCGAGGGUGGUAAGAAAAAGGUAAUCAAAAAGAAAACUAUUAAAACUGUAAAAGAUGGAGUGGAAAGUGUCGAAGUUAUAGAAUCCAAACCUGAGAUUACGGAAAUUGUUGACGAGGAGCCUAAGCCAUUGCCAGAAUUAGAAUCCGAUAAACCUGAGGAAGCUACUCCUAUAACCGACGAGUCUACAUCAGUCGAUAUUAAAACCACAACAGUAAUCGAGGGUGGUAAGAAAAAGGUAAUCAAAAAGAAAACUAUUAAAAAAGUGAGAGAUGGUGUAGAAAGUGUAGAAGUUAUAGAAUCAAAGCCAGAUAUUACCGAAAUUGUUGACGAGGAGCCUAAGCCAUUGCCAGAAUUAGAAUCUGAUAAACCUGAGGAAGCUACCCCUAUAACCGACGAGUCUACAUCAGUCGAUAUUAAAACCACAACAGUAAUCGAGGGUGGUAAGAAAAAGGUUAUCAAAAAGAAAACUAUUAAAACUGUAAAAGACGGAGUGGAAAGUGUAGAAGUUAUAGAAUCCAAACCUGAGAUUACUGAAAUUGUUGACGAGGAGCCUAAGCCAUUGCCAGAAUUAGAAUCUGAUAAACCUGAGGAAGCUACCCCUAUAACCGACGAGUCUACAUCAGUCGAUAUUAAAACCACAACAGUAAUCGAGGGUGGUAAGAAAAAGGUAAUCAAAAAGAAAACAAUUAAAACUGUAAAAGACGGGGUGGAAAGUGUGGAAGUUAUAGAAUCCAAACCUGAGAUUACGGAAAUUGUUGACGAGGAGCCUAAGCCAUUGCCAGAAUUAGAAUCUGAUAAACCUGAGGAAGCUACCCCUAUAAUCGACGAGUCUACAUCAGUCGAUAUUAAAACCACAACAGUAAUCGAGGGUGGUAAGAAAAAGGUAAUCAAAAAGAAAACUAUUAAAAAAGUGAGAGAUGGUGUAGAAAGUGUAGAAGUUAUAGAAUCAAAGCCAGAUAUUACCGAAAUUGUUGACGAGGAGCCUAAGCCAUUGCCAGAAUUAGAAUCUGAUAAACCUGAGGAAGCUACCCCUAUAAUCGACGAGUCUACAUCAGUCGAUAUUAAAACCACAACAGUAAUCGAGGGUGGUAAGAAAAAGGUAAUCAAAAAGAAAACAAUUAAAACUGUAAAAGACGGGGUGGAAAGUGUAGAAGUUAUGGAAUCCAAACCUGAGAUUACGGAAAUUGUUGACGAGGAGCCUAAGCCAUUGCCAGAAUUAGAAUCUGAUAAACCUGAGGAAGCUACUCCUAUAACCGACGAGUCUACAUCAGUCGAUAUUAAAACCACAACAGUAAUCGAGGGUGGUAAGAAAAAGGUAAUCAAAAAGAAAACAAUUAAAACUGUAAAAGACGGGGUGGAAAGUGUAGAAGUUAUAGAAUCAAAGCCUGAGAUUACGGAAAUUGUUGACGAGGAGCCUAAGCCAUUGCCAGAAUUAGAAUCUGAUAAACCUGAGGAAGCUACUCCUAUAACCGACGAGUCUACAUCAGUCGAUAUUAAAACCACAACAGUAAUCGAGGGUGGUAAGAAAAAGGUAAUCAAAAAGAAAACAAUUAAAACUGUAAAAGACGGAGUGGAAAGUGUAGAAGUUACAGAAUCCAAACCUGAGAUUACGGAAAUUGUUGACGAGGAGCCUAAGCCAUUGCCAGAAUUAGAAUCUGAUAAACCUGAGGAAGUUACCCCUAUAACCGACGAGUCUACAUCAGUCGAUAUUAAAACCACAACAGUAAUCGAGGGUGGUAAGAAAAAAGUUAUCAAAAAGAAAACUAUUAAAAAAGUGAGAGACGGUGUAGAAAGUGUAGAAGUUAUAGAAUCCAAACCUGAGAUUACCGAAGUUGUUGACGAGGAGUCUAAGCCAUUGCCAGAAUUAGAAUCUGUUAAACCUGAAGAAGCUACCCCUAUAACUGACGAGUCUACAUCAGUCGAUAUUAAAACCACAACAGUAAUCGAGGGUGGUAAGAAAAAGGUAAUCAAAAAGAAAACAAUUCAAACUGUAAAAGACGGGGUGGAAAGUGUAGAAGUUAUAGAAUCCAAACCUGAGAUUACAGAAAUUGUUGACGAGGAGCCUAAGCCAUUGCCAGAAUUAGAAUCUGAUAAACCUGAGGAAGCUACUCCUAUAACCGACGAGUCUACAUCAGUCGAUAUUAAAACCACAACAGUAAUCGAGGGUGGUAAGAAAAAGGUAAUCAAAAAGAAAACAAUUAAAACUGUAAAAGACGGGGUGGAAAGUGUAGAAGUUAUAGAAUCAAAGCCUGAGAUUACGGAAAUUGUUGACGAGGAGCCUAAGCCAUUGCCAGAAUUAGAAUCUGAUAAACCUGAGGAAGCUACUCCUAUAACCGACGAGUCUACAUCAGUCGAUAUUAAAACCACAACAGUAAUCGAGGGUGGUAAGAAAAAAGUUAUCAAAAAGAAAACUAUUAAAACUGUAAAAGACGGAGUGGAAAGUGUAGAAGUUAUAGAAUCCAAACCUGAGAUUACGGAAAUUGUUGACGAGGAGCCUAAGCCAUUGCCAGAAUUAGAAUCUGAUAAACCUGAGGAAGCUACUCCUAUAACCGACGAGUCUACAUCAGUCGAUAUUAAAACCACAACAGUAAUCGAGGGUGGUAAGAAAAAGGUAAUCAAAAAGAAAACUAUUAAAACUGUAAAAGACGGAGUGGAAAGUGUAGAAGUUAUAGAAUCCAAACCUGAGAUUACGGAAAUUGUUGACGAGGAGCCUAAGCCAUUGCCAGAAUUAGAAUCUGAUAAACCUGAGGAAGCUACUCCUAUAACCGACGAGUCUACAUCAGUCGAUAUUAAAACCACAACAGUAAUCGAGGGUGGUAAGAAAAAGGUAAUCAAAAAGAAAACAAUUAAAACUGUAAAAGACGGGGUGGAAAGUGUAGAAGUUAUAGAAUCAAAGCCUGAGAUUACGGAAAUUGUUGACGAGGAGUCUAAGCCAUUGCCAGAAUUAGAAUCUGAUAAACCUGAGGAAGCUACUCCUAUAACAGACGAGUCUACAUCAGUCGAUAUUAAAACCACAACAGUAAUCGAGGGUGGUAAGAAAAAGGUAAUCAAAAAGAAAACUAUUAAAAAAGUGAGAGAUGGUGUAGAAAGUGUAGAAGUUAUAGAAUCCAAACCUGAGAUUACGGAAAUUGUUGACGAGGAGCCUAAGCCAUUGCCAGAAUUAGAAUCUGAUAAACCUGAAGAAGCUACUCCUAUAACCGACGAGUCUACAUCAGUCGAUAUUAAAACCACAACAGUAAUCGAGGGUGGUAAGAAAAAGGUAAUCAAAAAGAAAACAAUUAAAACUGUAAAAGACGGGGUGGAAAGUGUAGAAGUUAUAGAAUCAAAGCCUGAGAUUACGGAAAUUGUUGACGAGGAGCAUAAGCCAUUGCCAGAAUUAGAAUCUGAUAAACCUGAGGAAGCUACUCCUAUAACCGACGAUUCUACAUCAGUCGAUAUUAAAACCACAACAGUAAUCGAGGGUGGUAAGAAAAAGGUAAUCAAAAAGAAAACUAUUAAAACUGUAAAAGACGGAGUGGAAAGUGUAGAAGUUAUAGAAUCAAAGCCUGAGAUUACGGAAAUUGUUGACGAGGAGCCUAAGCCAUUGCCAGAAUUAGAAUCUGAUAAAUCUGAGGAAGCUACUCCUAUAACCGACGAUUCUACAUCAGUCGAUAUUAAAACCACAACAGUAAUCGAGGGUGGGAAGAAAAAGGUUAUCAAAAAGAAAACUAUUAAAAAAGUGAGAGAUGGUGUAGAAAGUGUAGAAGUUAUAGAAUCCAAACCUGAGAUUACGGAAAUUGUUGACGAGGAGCCUAAGCCAUUGCCAGAAUUAGAAUCUGAUAAACCUGAGGAAGCUACUCCUAUAACCGACGAUUCUACAUCAGUCGAUAUUAAAACCACAACAGUAAUCGAGGGUGGUAAGAAAAAAGUUAUCAAAAAGAAAACUAUUAAAACUGUAAAAGACGGAGUGGAAAGUGUAGAAGUUAUAGAAUCCAAACCUGAGAUUACAGAAAUUGUUGACGAGGAGCCUAAGCCAUUGCCAGAAUUAGAAUCUGAUAAACCUGAGGAAGCUACCCCUAUAACCGACGAGUCUACAUCAGUCGAUAUUAAAACCACAACAGUAAUCGAGGGUAAGAAAAAGGUUAUCAAAAAGAAAACUAUUAAAAAAGUGAGAGAUGGUGUAGAAAGUGUAGAAUUUAUAGAAUCCAAACCUGAGAUUACGGAAAUUGUUGACGAGGAGCCUAAGCCAUUGCCAGAAUUAGAAUCUGAUAAACCUGAGGAAGCUACCCCUAUAAUCGACGAGUCUACAUCAGUCGAUAUUAAAACCACAACAGUAAUCGAGGGUGGUAAGAAAAAGGUAAUCAAAAAGAAAACUAUUAAAAAAGUGAGAGAUGGUGUAGAAAGUGUAGAAGUUAUAGAAUCCAAACCUGAGAUUACGGAAAUUGUUGACGAGGAGCCUAAGCCAUUGCCAGAAUUAGAAUCUGAUAAACCUGAAGAAGCUACUCCUAUAACCGACGAGUCUACAUCAGUCGAUAUUAAAACCACAACAGUAAUCGAGGGUGGUAAGAAAAAGGUAAUCAAAAAGAAAACAAUUAAAACUGUAAAAGACGGGGUGGAAAGUGUAGAAGUUAUAGAAUCAAAGCCUGAGAUUACGGAAAUUGUUGACGAGGAGCAUAAGCCAUUGCCAGAAUUAGAAUCUGAUAAACCUGAGGAAGCUACUCCUAUAACCGACGAUUCUACAUCAGUCGAUAUUAAAACCACAACAGUAAUCGAGGGUGGUAAGAAAAAGGUAAUCAAAAAGAAAACUAUUAAAACUGUAAAAGACGGAGUGGAAAGUGUAGAAGUUAUAGAAUCAAAGCCUGAGAUUACGGAAAUUGUUGACGAGGAGCCUAAGCCAUUGCCAGAAUUAGAAUCUGAUAAAUCUGAGGAAGCUACUCCUAUAACCGACGAUUCUACAUCAGUCGAUAUUAAAACCACAACAGUAAUCGAGGGUGGGAAGAAAAAGGUUAUCAAAAAGAAAACUAUUAAAAAAGUGAGAGAUGGUGUAGAAAGUGUAGAAGUUAUAGAAUCCAAACCUGAGAUUACGGAAAUUGUUGACGAGGAGCCUAAGCCAUUGCCAGAAUUAGAAUCUGAUAAACCUGAGGAAGCUACUCCUAUAACCGACGAUUCUACAUCAGUCGAUAUUAAAACCACAACAGUAAUCGAGGGUGGUAAGAAAAAGGUAAUCAAAAAGAAAACUAUUAAAACUGUAAAAGACGGAGUGGAAAGUGUAGAAGUUAUAGAAUCAAAGCCUGAGAUUACGGAAAUUGUUGACGAGGAGCCUAAGCCAUUGCCAGAAUUAGAAUCUGAUAAAUCUGAGGAAGCUACUCCUAUAACCGACGAUUCUACAUCAGUCGAUAUUAAAACCACAACAGUAAUCGAGGGUGGGAAGAAAAAGGUUAUCAAAAAGAAAACUAUUAAAAAAGUGAGAGAUGGUGUAGAAAGUGUAGAAGUUAUAGAAUCCAAACCUGAGAUUACGGAAAUUGUUGACGAGGAGCCUAAGCCAUUGCCAGAAUUAGAAUCUGAUAAACCUGAGGAAGUUACCCCAAUAACCGACGAGUCUACAUCAGUCGAUAUUAAAACCACAACAGUAAUCGAGGGUGGUAAGAAAAAAGUUAUCAAAAAGAAAACUAUUAAAACUGUAAAAGACGGAGUGGAAAGUGUAGAAGUUAUAGAAUCCAAACCUGAGAUUACAGAAAUUGUUGACGAGGAGCCUAAGCCAUUGCCAGAAUUAGAAUCUGAUAAACCUGAGGAAGCUACCCCUAUAACCGACGAGUCUACAUCAGUCGAUAUUAAAACCACAACAGUAAUCGAGGGUAAGAAAAAGGUUAUCAAAAAGAAAACUAUUAAAAAAGUGAGAGAUGGUGUAGAAAGUGUAGAAUUUAUAGAAUCCAAACCUGAGAUUACGGAAAUUGUUGACGAGGAGCCUAAGCCAUUGCCAGAAUUAGAAUCUGAUAAACCUGAGGAAGCUACCCCUAUAACCGACGAGUCUACAUCAGUCGAUAUUAAAACCACAACAGUUAUCGAGGGUGGAAAGAAGAAGGUUAUCAAAAAGAAAAUUACUAAAAAAGUGAGAGAUGGUGUAGAAAGUGUAGAAGUUAUAGAAUCAAAGCCUGAGAUAAGCGAAAUAGUUGACGUGGAACAAAAGUCAUUGCCUGAAAUGAUAUCUUUCAAGCUGCAUGAAGCUAUGAUACCUGAUGUACACUUAGCAACACAUCCCAUUACACACUUUCACGAUGACACAUCACAAACAUAUGAUAGCAUGUUACAUGACGAUGUACAAUCUACAUCUCCAGUUUAUAUUUCAGACAGUCUCAUGUCAGGUGAAUUAGUUAAAGACAGUUUAAAAGAAGAAUUGACUGAUAAAUUGAUCGAGUCUCCUAUAGAUUCUCAUACAUCAAAACCAAUGGUCAAGCCUACAAUUAUUGAUAAAAUAGAUACUACUCCUAAAGAAAUUGAUAUUAAAGAAGCAUUUUCGACCUUAAAACCAAGAAAGAAAAAGUCCGUUUCUGAUGAAGAAGAAAUAGUUAGUGUUACGUUCAUUCCAAAACAAACUAAACCCAAAGAGAUAAUUGAACAAGAGUUUAGUAUCAAAGCCCAAACAUAUGAAGAAGAAGAAAUUUCCAUGACCGGUAAUGUAAAACUUCAUCGAAAGUCAGUUAUAGAAGAACCUAUAAAAUCAUUGACUAUAAAUGAAGUUACGGAAAUUCAAUUAAAACCAGAUGAUCUUAUUAAGAAACUAAAUGAACAAAACUCUCCCGAUGAAAAAGUUCUGCCCUAUAGUCCUCUUGAAAAAAUAACAAAACCAGUUGAAGAAACUUUUGAAGAAAACUUAACUGAUCAUGAUACCUCUGAAAUGCCAAAAGAAAUUACAAACGAGCUUGAAAUUGUUUAUGUCGAACAUGAACCAAGAAGAAAACAUUCAAUAAUUUAUGAUGAAGCAGUUAAUGAUAUCACUAAUAAAGAUAUUGAAACUAUUAUAAAAGAAGAAGAACAGCCUACAGAAGAAGUCGAAGUCGAGUUAAAACCAAAACGAAAGACUUCUCCCAAAAAGGAAUCAAAAGAAAAAUCUCCAGACGAAUCUUCUGUAGUUCUAAAACGACCAAAAAAGAAAGACGAAAUUCCACAAGAACAAGAACCUAGCGAAGAUGUUUUUAAAAUUAAAAAAACAAUUGAAAAGCCAGAACAACUUCAAGAAGUAACAGAAACGGUUGAUGUAAAAAAUGAACCUAAGAGAAAACCAUCAAUAAAGAAAGAAGAAGCAGCAGACGAGAUAACAGUUGAACAAAUUGAAACUAUUGUAAAAGAAGAAGAACAGCCUACAGAAGAAGUCGAAGUCAAGUUAAAACCAAAACGAAAAGGUUCUCUCAAAAAGGAAUCCAAAGAAAAAUCUCCAGAAAAAUCUUCUGUAGUUCUAAAACGACCAAAAAAGAAAGACGAAAUUCCACAAGAAGAAGAACCUAGCGAAGAUGUUUUUACAAUUACAAAAACAAUUGAAAAGCCAGAAGAACUUCAAGAAGUAACAGAAACGGUUGAUGUUAAAUUUGAACCGAGAAGAAAACCAUCAAUAAAGAAAGAAGAAGCAGCAGACGAGAUAACAGUUCAACAAAUUGAAACUAUUGUAAAAGAAGAAGAACAGCCUACAGAAGAAAUCGAAGUCAAAUUAAAACCAAAACGAAAGACUUCUCUCAAAAAGGAAUCAAAAGAUAAAUCUCCAGAAGAAUCUUCUGUAGUUCUAAAACGACCAAAAAAGAAAGACGAAAUUCCACAAGAACAAGAACCUAUCGAAGAUGUUUUUACAAUUACAAAAACAAUUGAAAAGCCAGAAGAACUUCAAGUGGUAACUGAAACGGUUGAUGUUAAAAUUGAACCGAGAAGAAAACCAUCAAUAAAAAAAGAAGAAGCAGCAGACGAGAUAACAAUUGAACAAAUUGAAACUAUUGUAAAAGAAGAACAGCCUACAGAAGAAGUCGAAGUCAAGUUAAAACCAAAACGAAAGACUUCUAUCAAAAAGGAAACAAAAGAAAAGUCUCCAGAACAAUCUGCUGUACUUCUUAAACGACCAAAGAAGAAAGAGGAAAUAUCUCAGCCUCUAGAAGAACAAGAAGAAGUGCUCACGUUUAAGAAAACAAUUGAAAAGCCAGAAGAACUUCAAGAGUUAACUGAAACGGUUGAUGUAAAAAUUGAACCAAGAAGAAAACCAUCAAUAAAGAAAGAAGAAGCAGCAGACGAGAUAACAGUUGAACAAAUUGAAACUAUUGUAAAAGAAGAAGAACAGCCUACAGAAGAAGUCGAAGUCAAGUUAAAACCAAAACGAAAGACUUCUCUCAAAAAGGAAUCAAAAGAAAAAUCUCCUGAAGAAUCUUCUGUAGUUCUAAAACGACCAAAAAAGAAAGAAGAAAUUCCACAAAAACAAGAACCUAGCGAAGAUGUGUUUACAAUUACAAAAACAAUUGAAAAGCCAGAACAACUUCAAGAAGUAACAGAAACGGUUGAUGUAAAAAUUGAACCUAGAAGAAAACCAUCAAUAAAGAAAGAAGAAGCAGCAGACGAGAUAACAAUUGAACAAAUUGAAACUAUUGUAAAAGAAGAAGAACAUCCUACAGAAGAAAUCGAUGUCCAAUUAAAACCAAAACGAAAGACUUCUCUCAAAAAGGAAUCAAAAGAAAAAUCUCCAGAAGAAUCUUCUGUAGUUCUAAAACGACCAAAAAAGAAAGACGAAAUUCCACAAGAACAAGAACCUAUCGAAGAUGUUUUUACAAUUACAAAAACAAUUGAGAAGCCAGAAGAACUUCAAGAGGUAACUGAAACGGUUGAUGUAAAAAUUGAACCAAGAAGAAAACCAUCAAUAAAGAAAGAAGAAGCAGCAGACGAGAUAACAGUUGAACAAAUUGAAACUAUUGUAAAAGAAGAAGAACAGCCUACAGAAGAAGUCGAAGUCAAGUUAAAACCAAAACGAAAGACUUCUCUCAAAAAGGAAUCAAAAGAAAAAUCUCCUGAAGAAUCUUCUGUAGUUCUAAAACGACCAAAAAAGAAAGAAGAAAUUCCACAAAAACAAGAACCUAGCGAAGAUGUGUUUACAAUUACAAAAACAAUUGAAAAGCCAGAACAACUUCAAGAAGUAACAGAAACGGUUGAUGUAAAAAUUGAACCUAGAAGAAAACCAUCAAUAAAGAAAGAAGAAGCAGCAGACGAGAUAACAAUUGAACAAAUUGAAACUAUUGUAAAAGAAGAAGAACAUCCUACAGAAGAAAUCGAUGUCCAAUUAAAACCAAAACGAAAGACUUCUCUCAAAAAGGAAUCAAAAGAAAAAUCUCCAGAAGAAUCUUCUGUAGUUCUAAAACGACCAAAAAAGAAAGACGAAAUUCCACAAGAACAAGAACCUAUCGAAGAUGUUUUUACAAUUACAAAAACAAUUGAGAAGCCAGAAGAACUUCAAGAGGUAACUGAAACGGUUGAUGUAAAAAUUGAACCGAGAAGAAAACCAUCAAUAAAGAAAGAAGAAGCAGCAGACGAGAUAACAAUUGAACAAAUUGAAACUAUUGUAAAAGAAGAAGAACAGCCUACAGAAGAAGUCGAAGUUGAGUUAAAACCAAAACGAAAGACUUCUAUCAAAAAGGAAACGAAAGAAAAGUCUCCAGAACAAUCUUCUGUACUUCUUAAACGACCAAAGAAGAAAGAGGAAAUAUCUCAGCCUCUAGAAGAACAAGAAGAAGUGUUCACGUUUAAGAAAACAAUUGAAAAGCCAGAAGAACUUCAAGCGGUAACUGAAACGGUUGAUGUAAAAAUUGAACCGAGAAGAAAACCAUCAAUAAAGAAAGAAGAAGCAGCAGACGAGAUAACAAUUGAACAAAUUGAAACUAUUGUAAAAGAAGAAGAACAGCCUACAGAAGAAGUCGAAGUUGAGUUAAAACCAAAACGAAAGACUUCUAUCAAAAAGGAAACGAAAGAAAAGUCUCCAGAACAAUCUUCUGUACUUCUUAAACGACCAAAGAAGAAAGAGGAAAUAUCUCAGCCUCUAGAAGAACAAGAAGAAGUGUUCACGUUUAAGAAAACAAUUGAAAAGCCAGAAGAACUUCAAGAGGUAACUGAAACGGUUGAUGUAAAAAUUGAACCGAGAAGAAAACCAUCAAAAAAGAAAGAAGAAGCAGCAGACGAGAUAACAAUUGAACAAAUGGAAACUAUUGUAAAAGAAGAAGAACAGCCCACAGUUGAGUUAAGACAAAAACGAAAGACUUCCCUCAAAAAGGAAACAAAAGAAAAAUCUCCAGAACAAUCUUCUGUAAUUGUUAAACGUCCUGUGAAAAAAGUAGAAAAACCAAAUGAAAUAGGUCAACACGAAGAAGUUUUCACAAUUAAAAAAACACCCGAACAAUCAAUGUUAUUGGACGAAGAAUUCUCUGAAACUGUAGAGUUUAAAAUGAAACCAAAACGUAAUUCGUCGGUUUAUAAUAUAGAUGAAGGAACUGAGGAAUUAUUUCAAAUAGAUUUAAAACCCAAAAAGGAAUUGCAGGAUAUAAUAAUUUACGAAGAAGAGUCGUUAGAUUUUAAAGUUAAACGAAAGCCUUCAUUACAAUCUUUUAGUCAAGAUGGAGCCGAAUUGAAAAUAAUUCAAGAAAAAGAUAUUUUUGUGAAGGAUAAUUCCACUUUACAAGAAGAUAGUCAUGAUGGUGAGAUAAUGUUUGCAAUCCGCUCAUACAUUGCUGAAAAUGAAGAUGCUUUAGACUUAGUUGAAGGUGAAAAAGUUUAUGUUAUAGAAAGCAAUAACCAAGAAUGGUGGUUUGUUAAAAAACAUUUAACGGAAGAAAAAGGAUGGGUUCCUUCUAUUUAUUUGAGAGAUGAAACCAGCUACAUGCGGUACGUUCAAAAGAAAUUACAUGAAAAGAUUGAUAAACUACCAAUUUUCCAAAGGCAUGCUUCAACAGAAAAACCUUCAGCUCCACGUUUUGUUCAAAAACUCCAACCUAAACAUGUGCCAGAUGGUGGCACUGUUCAGUUUGAAUGUCAUGUGGAAGGAAAUCCUAGGCCUCAAAUCACAUGGUUUAGGCAAACAGCAAUAAUUAAACCCUCUCAAGAUUUCCAAAUAUUCUAUGAUGAAGACAAUGUAGCAACGUUAAUAAUUAGAGAAGUUUUUCCUGAAGAUGCUGGCACAUUUACGUGUGUUGCAAAAAACGUAGCUGGAUUUGCAUCUAGUACUACAGAGUUAACCGUUGAAGCUCCAUUGUCAGACCAUGGUUCUGAUGUAACAGGUCUCUCUAGAAAGAGCAUGUCUAGAGAAUCGUCAUUAGCUGAUAUACUAGAAGGUAUACCACCAACGUUUUCACGUAAACCAAAAGCUACGUGUGCAUCAGAACACUCAGAUGUUACAAUUGAAUGUCGUCUUGUAGCUGUGCCAGAACCAGAUAUAUUCUGGCAUUACAAUGGUAAAGAAAUUUCGAUCACAGAUUCCAUAAAAGUGAAUACCUACUCAGAUAUGCACUUCUAUGUGAGCUGCAUUAAAAUUAAUGACGUCCUAAAGACUCAAGAAGGUGUCUACUCUGUAAUAGCAAGAAAUAGAGAGGGUGAGGCUAAAAUGGAUUUGGUUCUCAAAGUUAAAACUGGAUUACCAGAGAAACCACAAAUACUUGAACCUUUAUACGACAUAACUAUAAACGAGGGAGAGACUGCCGUUUUGAGUACUCAAAUUAGUGGAGAGCCCCAGCCUAUGGUCGAAUGGCUAAAAAACAGUAAGAAAAUAACAGAUAUCAAAACUGUUGUGACCAAAGAUGGUGUCCAUUCAUUAACCAUCGAUAACCCAACUCCACGCGAUUCCGCAAAAUACACUGUUAUCGCUUCAAACAAGCUUGGUAACGCACAAACCACGUGUUUCCUGGCAGUUGAAGAACUCCCUGGUCCGCAAGCGCCACUGUUUAUUGAACGUUUCCAAGAACAAACAGUCAAAGAAAAGGGAACUAUUACAUUAAUUGCUAAGGUAACCGGAAAUCCAGUUCCAAUUGUUUCUUGGUUCAGAAAUAAUAAACCAUUACUUGCUUCAUCAAAGAAAAAAGAAGUAUUUGAUGGUGAAAAUAUAGUUUUGGAAAUCGUAAAUGCUGACAGUGAAGAAGACGCCGGUGAUUACAAAUGUGUAGCAUCAAACACAUUUGGUACUGCCACACAUGGUGCUAGGGUUUCGGUUGAUGUACCACAAGUGAAAUUCACCCGACCAUUGAUAGACGUGGAAGUCGAUGAAAAACAAUCAAUUUAUUUAGAAUGUGAAACAUCACACACAGUUUCCACAAAAUGGCAAUUGAAUGGCAAAGACCUCACUGGUAUGGACCAUAGAGAAUUGCACCAAGAAGGACGAUUCCAUCGUUUAAUUAUCAAAAAAUCAAGCAUUCUCGAUUCUGGAAAAUACACUUGUCUGGUUAAAGACCAGAUUACUUCCAGCACAGUAGUAGUUCACGAUGUAAAAGCAGAGUUUGUUAAGAAACUUGAAGAUGUUGAAGUAAAAGAGAACGAUUGUGCUAUUUUGGAGGUUGAAGUUUCUUCAGAAACAGUAAAUGUUACUUGGCACAAGAACGGUGAAAUGCUUACGGACGGUAUGAACAAUAAAGUAUUCUUCGAAAAGGAAGGUCAAACACGUAAGCUAAUUAUUCGAAGCAUAUCUGUUCACGAUGACGGUGAAUAUACGUGUUCAUUGGGUGAACAAGAAUGUACAGCAGAAAUAAAUGUUAUAGAGCUUGCACCACAAAUAAUAAAGAAACUAAAAGAUCAAAAAGUUGCUACCGGUGAACAAGUGUUAUUUGAAAUAGAAUUAACUAAAGGUGAUGCAUUAGUUAAAUGGACCAAAGAUGGCAAGGAAUUACAGUUAAAUAACAAUGUGAGAUUAACCAUUGAUGGCAAACGACAAAAAUUAGAGAUAGUCAAAGCUACAAGAACUGAUACUGGGGUUUAUGGAUGUCAAGUUCAUGAACAAACUUGUACAGCUAAAUUAACGGUUGAAGAACCAAGAGCCAGUUUUGUGAAAAAAUUACCCGAUAUCACACUCGCCGUUCAAGGUAGUGAUAUUAAACUUACAAUUGAGCUUUCCAAGCAGGAUGUACCAGUGAAAUGGCUAAGAUCAGGUAAAGUAAUAAAAGAAUCUGAUAAAUACGAAAUAAUUUCUGAAGGAGCCGUCCAUACCUUAAUUAUUAAAAAACCUACUACUGAUGACGAAGCAGAAUAUAUAUGUACUGCUGUUAACGUAAAAACAUCAACGAAAUUAAAAGUUGAAGUUAAAGAAGAGCCACCCAAAAUAAAUAACCUUCCAAAAGAAUAUCGUUUGAAAAAUGGGGAAGAUCUAAACGUGGAUGUAACAUUUACAUCAACACCGUUGCCGACAAUGGAAUGGUUUAUCAACGGAAGUGUACUAAUAAAAACAAAUAGAGUGUCCUAUUCUAUUAGUGAAUCAUCGGCGAGUUUGACAAUCUCGAAGAUAGAAGAAGUAGACACGGGUGUCCUAACAUUAAAAUUAAAAAAUAUUUAUGGUGAAACUACUGCGGAUAUGAACAUUAUUGUUAUUAAGGUACCUGGAGAACCAGGUGUUCCAGAUGUUAUUGAAGUCACUGACACUUCAGUUACACUUCACUGGAAACCACCACAAUUUGAUGGAAAUUCACCUAUUGAAGGUUACGUUGUUGAAUACCACGACAAAGAUGAAUUUAUGGUGUGGCAUAAAGUACAAGUGACAGAUACCACACACGAAGUCACAAGUUUAGUAACUGGACAUGAAAUAAUGUUCAAAGUGGCAGCGAUAAAUUGUGCUGGAAUAGGUCCUUCAUCACACAAUACAAAAUAUAUCAAGAUGGCAAGUCCAGGAUCAUUUACUCCACCUGUUAUUCAGGAACCUUUAUCUGAUUUAUCAAUUGGAAUGGGUAAAUCGGCAGUGCUCCAAUGUGUAAUUACUGGGAAACCCACGCCGGAUAUUAAAUGGCUUAAGAACAAAACAUUAUAUAAAACAAAGACAACGACCUUUGAAAACCAUGUGGCUAAGUUGACGAUCGCCGAGUGCAACGAAUCUACAACAGGUACUUACACCUGCCAAGCAACCAACGGAGCCGGUACUGCCCAAACAUCGUGCAAACUCAGCGUACAAGACGUACCUAAAAUUGAAGUCCAUGAAUCGGAGACUUCGCAAAUGAUUAGGGUGCGUAAUCAGUGGAAGGUCAAAGCUACAUACAAGGGUUAUCCAAAGCCAACCAUUUCGUGGCAGAAGAACAGCCAACCGUUACCGGUGGCUGAUAAACACAUAAGCGUAUAUGACGACAACGACGAAUGGUCAUCAACAAUAGCUAUUUACUCGGCGGAAAGACCUGACACCGGCAUCUACACGAUAACCGCAUCAAAUGCAGCCGGCACGGCCACGUGCAAUCUGAACCUCAAAGUUAUUGAUAAACCAAGCGCGCCGCAAGGCCCGAUGCGCAUCAAAGAAAUCAACUCGGACUCUGUGACGAUCGAGUGGAACAAGCCAUCCGAUGAUGGUGGGUUGGACAUAUCAGCAUAUCAGGUUGAAAGGUGCAACGUGGGCAAGAUGAUCUGGUCCAAGGUGGCUGACGUAGACCACGACGUGUCAGCUUACAGCGUGCAAAAGUUACACGAAGACGCCGAGUACAUGUUUAGGGUUUGCGCUCAAAACGCAGUUGGCGCAUCAGACUUUUUGGACAGCGAACCUGUCACCGUCAAAUGCCGAUACCAUAAACCCUCAGCGCCACAGGGUCCUUUGCAGAUCACGGGUGUGACGGAUACGUCGUCAACAAUCGCUUGGUUACCACCUUUGGAUAAUGGUGGAAUAGCGAUCGAAGAUUAUUGUGUCGAAAUCAAGGAGGUAGACAAAAAAGCUUGGAGAAAGAUUGGUUCUACGAAAGACUUACACAUAAAGGUGUUAGAUUUGAAGAAGGGGUCGUCCUACGAUAUCAGGAUUACGGCUAGGAAUCAUGUGGGCUACGGAAAACCAUAUCAACCAGAUGAACCGAUUGUGGCGGGCAAACGCAUAACUUCACCGUCGCCGCCCACUGAAUUCACUGUGAGUGACAUUACCAGCAAAAGCGUUACCUUGCAUUGGGGCCCGCCAGAAAGUAACGGUGGAUCUGAGAUCACAGGUUAUGUGAUUGAAAAGCAACUGAACACGACAAACAAGUGGUUCAAAGUAGCCACGCUAGAACCGACUGUAAUGAAAUAUUGCGUGGAAAACUUGAAAGAAAAAUCGGAAUAUUUCUUCAAGAUCUAUGCGGAAAAUUGCAUUGGCCUUAGUCAACCGGUCGAAACGAAAUUAGUCAGUCUGUUAACCCAUGCCACCGUACCCUCGCCGCCAACCGCUCCGCUGGAAGUUCGGAACCUGAGUACCAACGCAGUGAUCGUGGAAUGGGGUGUACCUGAAACGGACGGCGGUGCUCCGCUGUUGGGUUACAACAUAGCAAUUCGGGAUGAGAAGAAAACUAUGUGGAUGGAAGUCGGCCGGGUGGAAGCGGACGUGCAAAAGUUCAACAUCAAAGACUUACAGGAGAACCAUAGGUAUCAAAUUAGGAUACUGGCCAAAAACGAAGUGGGUGUCAGCGAACCACUGGAAACUGAAGAACCGUACACCGUACAAAAACCGACAGAUUAUUACGAGUCGGACGUUGAAGAAUCGGUAAUGGAGUCCAAACCGUCUCUGACGCAAACAUCAGAAACCACUACGUCAUGGCUCAGAGACAACAACAUGGACGCAGACAUAUCGUCUUAUUCGAACGCUGCGUUAUUGAAGAGGAGCGAAUACUUUUUCCGCAUUUGUACUCACUACGCAGAUCGACGUGUUCAAGGUGCUGCCAGCCAUCAUGCUCACCCGCGGUUGGACGAUAUACCGCACCACGACUUGGCCAUAAACUUCUAUGGUCUAAAGUUUAGACUCUACACCAGAGGUGGCCAAACCGACCCGUUUCAACAUUUUUACUAA
Molecule: messenger RNA, 58389 nt
Organism: Macrosiphum euphorbiae (potato aphid)
Lineage: Eukaryota; Metazoa; Arthropoda; Insecta; Hemiptera; Aphididae
Source: the annotation of a GenBank genome assembly